CUGAUUCCUGUCUGCUUCGCUCUCAGAGGACUCUUGGGUCACCUCGCUUUCCGUAGUCGCUUUGCUGACGUGUGUGUGAGUGGAGGAAGCUGAAGUUACUCCAACACCAGCUAUGUCUGCAGACUGGGAAGAAAUCAGACGGCUGGCAGCUGACUUCCAGCGAGCCCAGCUCAGUGACACAGUGCAGAGGUAGGUUGCCCGGCCAUAUUGCCGGAUUCCAGCUGGCAGUAAUGAGUGUGUGUCUGGACUGGCAGCAUUAUAAGCUGGGCCUUGACAGAUGGCACAUACAAACAUGCACUCCCUCAACAGCCACAUAAUGCUGCCUUGAUUUACAUUGAAAAUAAUGAUAAAAAAAAAAAAAACCAACAACAGUUUAACUCCAUCUUCUAUCUAUACAUCUGCUGCCAGACAUAGGGAUUGCAGUUAUCAUCAGUCUUUCCCUGCCUCUAUAAAUAAUUUAUCCUUAUAGCUGCUCUGUCCCCCCCCCCCUCCACCCCCCUUUGGAAAAUAGUAUUUCAUAAAGAUAAAAAUCUUUAUGAAAUACAUUACCUGUGCUGGAAUAUCACUGAAAUUUAAAUGCAGCCAGAAUAUAUUAUAAAACAAAGAAGGGAUUACUUUGUAUAAAUUUUUCCUAUGCUUAAAAGGUUACUCCAGUCAUAAUGACCACUUCUGCUUUUUGAAGUGGUCAUGGUGGUUGGAGCCAGUAUGUGCAUCAUGCUGUGGACAGAUGUAGUCAGAUUCCUCCCUUGCAGGCAGAGGGCCUGGAAGGGGAAGUUUGAUCUGCCUACUCUUGCUCCCUCCCUCCUUGUAGUUGCUUCCUGCUCUCUCCACCUAACUCUGUUAUAAAUAUAGUUUUUGUUUAAAUGAAUAUAUAUUUUUAAAUUGUGUCCAGCCAUGCCUGUCCAUACGUCUUUUUCCCCUCAUUGUCGCAGAUCGUGCGCAUGUGCUCCAGGACGGUGAGAAUGGUCCAUUCAAUGCUUCUGUUUGAAAAGCAUUUGAUUGGCCGCACAAUGGAGCCUGUGACGUCGGGACAUGGCAUGGAUAGAAGCGCCUGGAACCUCGUCUGGCAUUGGAUUGCAGGUAAGUUUUAACGUUAAAGGACCACUAUAGGCACCUAGAUGACUUCAGCUCAAUGAAGUGGUCUGGGUACCAUGUCCCCCUAGUUUUAACCCUGCAGCUAAAAACAUAGAAGUUUCAGAGAAACAGCUAUGUUUACACUGCAGGGUUAAUCCAGCCUCUAGUGGCUGUCUUCUGCGAUUUACAUGGAGUAAAUCACACUUAUUUCACGCUGGAUGUCCUCAUGGAGUCCAGCGUAAAAUAAGAUCCCCACAGGAAAGCAUUGAGUAAUGCUUUCCUAUAGGCAGGUUUGAAUGCGCGCCCGCCUCCAAUCGUGAGCUGAUGUUGGCGGGGGAGCCGAGAGCUGGAUUAAGGUAAGUAGCUGAAGGGGUUUUAACCCCCUUAAGCGAUGAGGGAGGGGGGCACUCCAAGAGCCUAUAGUGCCCGGAAAACUUGUUUUCCUGGCACUAAAGGAUCCCUUUAAAUCAUGCGUUUUAUGGGGGCGGAGGGGAACUUAGUGAGCGAUGCCCAAUAGGGCAUUUCUCAUUGAAUCUAAUGUUAUUCAAUGAGGGCUGGAGUAAUCCCUUAACAAAAUAGCAAGUAUUGUGCUCUCACGGGAUCCCAUGGAAAAAGAUGAUGGCGACCACGAGGGACAGCUUCAGGUAAACGGCAAGUGUUGAUAUCACCAUUGUGUGUCUUGCAGAAUAAGCAAAGACCAGAAGAUGACGGAGCCGCUUUAAAGGGUAACAAUAGUGCUAGGAAAACAAAGUUGUUGUUUUUUUUCCUAGCACUAUAUUAACCUACAAUGCCCCCCUCCCUUGCACUGGAAGAGUUAAAAAUGAGUAUGUCACCUAUCACAGUAAUCGUUCCCUCACAAUCCUCCACUUACUAGAGCACUGGAAAGUGAUGAAGCGAUUGGUGUGGAGAAGCAAAGCCAAUGGAGCUGCAAACCACAGGCUCCCAGACAAAGCUGCUUUAUCUUCCGCCAUGGCUGUCCUCCUAUCAGCUUAUAUGUGGGGAGGAGACGUCAUUGGGUUCAGUAACAGCAUUCCGAUCUUGCUGCAGAGCUUCCCUCCAAGACCUACUACUCACCCCCGCCUUCUAAGAAACAAACUUCUUUUCCCUUCAGAUUAGAGGCAGUGCUUGACAAAUGGGAUUUCUAAUUUGGAGGGAAAAAACAGUCAGGCAAACCCCCAAACUUUUUUAAGAACCUCCCCCAAUUACCAUUAGUAUUAUAAAUAUCCGCUUACCACAAACAUGGUGAGAGGACUGAGGCUCGGGAGGCUCUGUUUCUUCUUGGUUCCGGACAGGGGUAAGGAUGCCGGACGGCUGAAUCACCUCUGUUUUUUAUGUGGCUACUGUCUAUACUGCGCCAGGUGCCGGGCAAACGAGGGGCGCAGGCGUGCGCCAGCUGGAAAGCCCUGGCGGUGGAACGCAUGUACAGGUUACGUUGCGUUCCACCGGGAAUUCACGGCGCGCACUGCCCAUGCGCAAUGCGAUUCAAAUUCAGGCGCCAAAAUCUGAAAACAUAUAUAUUUUUUUUUCUUCCCAUUCGUUCAGUUUUGAUUUCCAGGACUUAAAGAGGUAAUUUCACCAGCAGCAACUGUUUGCCAGAUCCACUCAGACUUUGUUGCAAGUGUAUUCUCACCUGCCCUCCAACACACUUUGAGACCAUUUAAGGUAAGACCUUUUUAUGCUUUUAUCUUAAAUGGCUCUAGCCCGAAUUGAAGGAGAUUGAAAACAUUUUUCCUCUCCUCUCUCCUCAGUAUGUCUAAUCCUGAGACUACAGAUAGAACGUCAGAGAGGGGUAAAUGUUGUGCAAAAACCAAACAUCUAAGUUGCACUGCAUGUUCUCAACCCAUGCCUGAUGGAUAUAAAAGGAAACUUUGUCCUAUAUGUUCCAAAGAGGCUUCUGAGGAAGCAAAGAAAUUAGAAAUGUCCACAUUCCUAAACUGGCUCCAACAAAGUAUGCAACAAACUUUUGUGGAAAUGCAGACGGCAGCCAUUCAGUCUGCUCAGGCCUCUGUUUCUCAGGAUGUGUCUGUAGUAAAACUAAGAAAAGGCCUAGAUCCUGGGAAUUAUCAGACAAAAGUUCGGAGUCUUGUAUGUCUGAUUCUAAAGAUGAGAAUUCUAGUGAUUCAUCUGAUGAGGAAUUUGCUUUUCCAGAGGAAUCCAUUGGAAAAUUAGUAAAAGAAGUUCAGUACCUGAUGGAGGAUGUGAAAAUAGGGAAGAAAUCAAAAGUUUUCCCAUUUCAUCCACAGCUAAAGGAUUGGAUUUUAAGAGAAUGGAAAUUCCCAGGGCGAAAGCCGUUUUUGUCAAAACACUUUAAAAACCAAUUUUUUUCCAUUGAUAUGGAUCCUGAGUGCCUGCUGGAUUCGGUUCCAUCAGUAGACGUUCCUAUUGCUCAGCUGGGAAAGAAAACCACUUUACUUAUAGGUGAUUCAAGUGGCUUAAAAGAUGCUAUGGAGAAACGUAUGGAUUCUUUUUUAAAUAAAAUGUUUGUCUCCUCAGCUGCCCAAGCAAAAGCUCUUAUUUCAGGUACUUCUGUGGCUAAGGCACAGAAACAUUGGCUAGAAGAAUUAGAGAAGAUUUAUGCAGGUGAAUCUAAGAAAGACCCUGUAAAGCUGUUGAAAAAUAUCAAGAUGUCAUCAGAUUUUUUUUUUAGUAGAUUCCUUUUCAGAAAGUCUGAAGUUAUCAGCUACGGCGCUGGGUAUAGCUACAGUGCAUAGGAGAGCACUAUGGCUGAGAAACUGGUCAGCUGACUCAGCAUCCAAAAAUUCUUUAUGUGACCUUCCAUUUGAACCUGGUAGACUUUUUGGAUAUAAGCUGGAUUAUCUGUUAAAGCAGAUGAUGGAAGGUAGGAAGGCCUUGCCUGAAGUCUACAGGAAACAGGUUUGGAAUAAGAAAAAAAUUUGGAGCCCAGCCCUCCUACAGAGGUUCCUUUCGUAAGCACGCUUACAGGGGUCAACAAAGGAAAGUAUUUGAUUACAGGAGAAAAGAGACGUUCACUGACAAGAGGAAUAGAAUGUUAUGACGCCAUCCCGGUUGGAGGAAGAUUGACACAUUUCCUAGAUUGCUGGCAAAAGACUACUUCGGAUCACUGGGUUCUCUCUGUGAUAAAGAACGGUUAUCAUCUGGAUCUAUCAGAGAUACCAAAAAGAACAUUUUUAUGCUCUACGGCCCAUUCACCUGCGACAGAGAAAGCAUUGAUGCAAGAAGUAUCAAAGCUCCUUCAAAAGAAGGUCAUAGAAGGAGUGCCCCUAAUAGAAAGAUUCCUGAGCACUUAUUCAAGACUUUCUUUUUUUUUGGUUCCAAAACCAAACAAAUUGUUCAGACCCAUUCUAGAUCUCAAGUCCAUCAACAAUUUUAUUCUAAAAAAGAAGUUCCAUAUGGAAUCAAUACAGUCUGCAACGCAUCUUAUUCAACCAGGAAAUUGGUUUGUUUCUCUGGAUCUAAAAGAUGCCUAUUUACACGUACCCAUCGCAGAAUCCAGCAAAAGAUUCCUAAGAUUUGCAUUAUUCCUCCAAAAUAUAACUUUGCAUUACCAAUUCCAAGCCCUUCCCUUUAGUCUGUCGUCUGCCCCAAGGGUGUUCACAAAACUGCUUGUAGUCGUCUCAGCAUAUCUAAGAUGAUUAGGCAUCUAUGUCAUCCCUUAUUUAGAUGACUGGCUGUGGAUUGUGGAGUCGAAAGAACAACUGUGUUUAGAGCUUAUGACGUCCUUGGACUCUCUAAAAAAUCAUGGUUGGUUGAUAAAUUUCGAAAAGUCGGAAUUAGUCCCAGUCCAAAGGAUUCAGUUCCUGGGUCUGAUUUAUAGACUCCAUCUCCAUGAGGAUUUUCCCUCCAGAAGAAAAGAGAAAAUUACUCAAACUAUUCAGAAGCUCAGAGAGAAAGGUUCGUUCUCCAUCAGAGAAGCAAUGAGCUUGCUGGGUCUUUUUACAGCUGCUAUCCCGGCAGUCUGUUGGGCAAAGGCCAGAAUGAGACCCCUUCAAAGAAACAUUUUAAAGGUAUGGACCAAACAUACAGACAGCCUGGACGGUCUUAUGAAAUUCAACAGUCAGACGUUGUUUCAAUGGUGGACCUCAUCUCGAUUCCUGCGUUCAGGACUUUCUUUCCAAAAGAAGUCUUUCAGAAUUAUAACUACAGACGCCUCAGCUGUCGGCUGGGGCGCUAAUGUAGGAGACCUAAAGAAGCAAGGGCUCUGGCAAGUAAAAGAUUUAAGAACUUCUUCGAACUACAAAGAACUAAAUGCGGUUUGGCUGGCUCUCCUGGCUUUUCAGUACCAGAUCCAGAAUCAACAUGUUCAGAACCGGUCAGACAAUUCUAUGACCGUUGCAUAUGUGAACAAACAAGGCGGAGCAAGAUCGCCGAAUUUAGAAAGUCUACGUUCCAAAAUCAUGCUAUGGUCAGAAGUACACCUUCUCUCAAUUUCAGCAGUUCACAUAAUGGGAAAAUUCAACGUGUUGGCAGAUUCUUUAAGUCGUCAACAAUUAAAACAAACAGAUUGGUCCCUUUUUGUCAAGGUUUUCAAUCAAAUUACAAGGAUUUUCGUUUGUCCAAAAAUAGACCUUAUGGCUUCAAGAGCAAACAGAAAAACAAGACGAUUUGCGUCCUUGAGCCCUGCAGACAUACCAGAGGUCAUAGAUUCCCUUUCGAUACCCUGGAAGUUCAACCUAGCAUAUGUGUUUCCUCCAGUGGCUCUUAUUCCCAGAGUUCUACAAAAGAUUAAGUUGGAUAGGGUGAAAAUGAGCAUAAUUCUCCCAAGAAGAAGUUGGUUCUCAAUUCUCCUAAAUAUACCAGGUUCCACUUUUUGGAAACUUCCCCUGUCAGUAGAAAUACUGGAACACUCCAUGGUACCUCUUCCGACUCUACAGAGAUUCAAAUUGGCUUGGUGUCUGAAUACCAGAUUUUAAAGAAUAAAGGUUUAUCUCCAGAAGUUAUUAAGAUUUUAAUGGCUGCUAACAAAGAAUCUACAUCUAAAAUUUAUUCCAGGAUAUGGAAGAAAUUUUGUACCUGGUGUUUUAGGAUAAAAGUUAAUUCAAUUACCGCUUCCAUUCAAAACAUCCUUAAUUUCCUUCAAAUGGGCUUUGCGAAAGGUUUAAAACCGGCCUCACUCAAGGUGCAAGUCUCAGCUAUCAGUUUCUUUUCUUUCAGAUGUUUUGCAUCGAAUAUUCUGAUCUCCAGAUUUUUCAAGGCACUGUCCCGUUUGGUUCCCAACAUUAGGGAAACUUGUCCGCCUUGGGAUCUUAAUUAAGUUCUACCAGCUCUAUGUGAGCCUCCCUUUGAACCUCUAGAGAAAUCGUCUCUGAAGGUUUUAUCUUUCCUAACUUUGUUUUUGGUGGCCAUUAACUCAGCUAAAAGAUUGGGUGAACUUUUCAUCAAGACAAGGUGGUCUUAAAGCUGGAUCCUUCUUUUAUGCCUAAGGUUUUGUCUUCAUCUAACAUCAAUCAAGAAUUAGUGUUGCCUACUUUUUGCCGAAAUCCUUCCAAUGCUUUGGAAAAGAAAUGUCACUGUCUUGACGUUAAAGGACCACUAUAGUGCCAGGACAACAUACUCGUUUUCAUGGCACUAUAUUCCCCUUAGGGUGCCCACACCCUAAGGGUCCCCCUCCCGCCCGGCUCUGGGGAAAGGAAAGGGGGUUAAAACUUACCUUUUUCCAGCGCCGGGCGGGGAGCUCUCAGCCUCCGAUCUUCCUCCUCUCCUCCCAUUCGUCUGAAUGCGCACGCGCGGCAAGAGCUGCGCGCGCAUUCAGCCGGUCUCAUAGGAAAGCAUUUACAAUGCUUUCCUAUGGACGCUUGCGUGUUCUCACUGUGAUUUUCGCAGUGAGCAUCACGCAAGCGCCUCUAGCGGCUGUCAAUGAGACAACCACUAGAGGAUUCGAGGGCUGGAUUAACCCAUUUAUAAACAUAGCAGUUUCUAUGAAACUGCUAUGUUUAUAAAAAAAAUGGGUUAAUCCUAGAGAGACCUGGCACCCAGACCACUUCAUUAACCUGAAGUGGUCUGGGUGCCUAGAGUGGUCCUUUAAGAGAUGUCUGCUUCAUUAUCUGGAAUGUACGAAGACAUUUAGGAAAUCUAGCAGUCUUUUCGUUUUAUUUCACGGUUCUAGAACAGGUUUGAUGGCUUCAAAAGGCUCUCUGACCAGAUGGCUAAAAGAUUGCAUUCAUGUGGCGUACUCCACCAGCAACGUUACUGUACCUUUCCCCGUCAAAGCUCAUUCUACCAGAGCUAUAUCCACAUUCUGGGCCCUUCGGGCAUCGGCUACACCUUCUCAAAUUUGUUCUGCGGCCACACGGUCAUCUCUUCAUGCAUUUUCUAAACAUUACAGGUUAGACAUGCUGGCCUCAGAAGACGCAUCUUUUGGGCGCAAGCAGUGGUGAAGUGAGACCCGCCCUGAGGGGAUUGCUUUGUUUAUCCCAUUUGUCAAGCACUGCCUCUUAUGUGAAGGGAAAAGCAAAAUUUUUUACUUACAGUAAAUUUCUUUUUCCUGGAAGAUUAGAGGCAGUGCUCACUUCCCCCCCCCCUCCCCUCCCCCUUUUUCUAAUAAACUUAAAUUUUGCAGUUACCCGGCUUUUGUACUUUCUGGGGCUGUUUGGGGUAAGCGGAUAUAUAUUAUACUAGUGGUAAUUUACAGUAAGUAAAAAUUUUCGCUUUCUCACUGGUGGCCGGUAAAUUAAAUAAAUCUGUUAUAUUAAAUUUGUUAACAUCUGUCAUCGAAUGAGAUCCAAGGUGGAGAUGUGAGAUGCCUUCAAUCACACAUUUUAUAAACUUGGUACACAAUCACUGACACAGGGCAGACCUGUAAAAUUUGUAAGAAAGGAUUUACCAGUAUCCUUUAUUAGCUUUCAUUAUGUUUGUAGCAUGAAUGUACACAAACCCUAGACAAAUUGCAUGUUUUAUGCCUGCUUAAAGGAACACUAUAGCGUUAGAAAUACAAACCUAUUUUCCUUACCCCACUUCCUCUGACACCCUCCCCAUAGGAAAGCAUUGAAUCAAAUCCCCAAAUUGCCUCUAGUGGUUGUCUGGAAGACAGCCACUAGAGGCUGUCUUUGUGCUGGAAUGUAAACAUUGCAGUUUCUUUAAAACUGCAAAUUAUGUUGCAUUGCAGGAAUAAGGGUAAUAGGGACACUGAACCCAGACAACUUCAAUGAGAUAAAGUGAUCUGGGUGCCUAUAAGUGUCCCUUUACAGACACAUGCAAUUGUACAAGUUCUGAAUCAAAACAAGAUCUACAAUUUGAGCUAUAUAACUGUCAACCAUAAUUUACCUCUUCCAUAUUAAGUGUACCCACACCUAUUAUAUAUUUUGUUUAGGUGAAAUAGGGCUUUUAUUUCACAUUAAACUUUACAUAUUAAACAUAAUUUAAUAUGAAUAAAAUCUAAAAAGGUGUAAGAAAUUAACUUUAAAUGUCAUAAUAUUGUUGGCUUUUACUGCAAAUAUAUAUAUUAUACAUUAUACUGUGGUGUCCCACUAAUACAGUGAUGCUCCUCCAUGUACAGGUUUCAUGGUGUUUUGGAAAGUUACAGGGUUAUUUAUAGGACUUGCUUAUAUCAGUUUUUAUAUAUAUAUAUAUGUUCUAUUCUCCCUCGCUGAUGAUUAGAGAAUAAUUAUUCAUGUUACUACAACCUUGCCACAAGUAUAACCUUGCCAUUGAUUACAACUAUAAAUAUAUUUCUCUUCAUUAAAAAGAAAUGUUAUGGAAUAUCUGUUCUUUUUAGCUAAAGCAGACUUUGGGCUUGGAUCGCCUCUGAAAUGAGUAUGGUUUUCACUGGAAAUAAUACUGCCAAUUCAAAAUUCGUUAUGUAACAAAUCCGAAGGUUUAUGAACUAUCGCUUUAAUUUACUUAAAGCGACACCCCCCCCCUUGAAAAAUUAGCAUUUCAUAAAGAUCGAAUCUUAUAAUAAUAAUAAUAAUAAUAAUAAUUUUGACAGUGUUGCAAUUUCACGCAAAGGAAAGGUUCAGGUAAGUAAGUAGAACUCUGUUAUAUUUCCCCCGGACACCCAACAGCAGCGUCACCGUCGGCAGUCUUUGCAAGUUCUGCAAAGUCCCCAGGUCUUGACAGUGCAGUUUUAAUAUUCUUAUUAAAAUCAGACAUCAAUGCUACCCUUUGGUGCCUUUGCCAGUCUGCUUUUUUUUUUUACUAUAUCAUCUUUUAUUAAACUGACAGUCUAUGUACUGAAACCAUUACAUCAUUGUCUAGAAUCCCUUGGCGCAGUCUGUGUUUUCAGUAUAAAACCAUUGUUAAACAGUUUAACACUGGAGGAAGGUCUGCUGUAGGCUGGUUCCUAUUGAAGGCAUAAAACAAGAAAAAAAAAAUGAUUUGCGCCAAGUGGAAGUGGCAUAUGAAAUAAUAAGAACAGGAUAUAGUGCUUACUGUGUGUGUGUGUGUGUGUGUGUGUGUGUGUGUGUCUCUAUAUAUAGAUUUAUACUUGGUGCAAAUCAGUUUUUUUCUUGUUUUCUACCUAUUGUUUUCCGUUGGAUUGUUAGGGUACAAUUAACAGAAUCUGCUGCCAUUUGAAUGAGCGCUGUACCUCACCCUCUCUUUGUCACAUAGAAGGUAUAGCUAAGGUGGAGAUUAUGCUCUACCUUAGCUAUACUAUUUUAUACCAGCUGUGGGCCAUUAUGAUAAGCAGAAACCUGACUUUCAGCCGGUUAUUGACAUCUAAUACUGUUUGCACUAAUGCAGGAGCAUUUACCUGAGUAGGACAGAAGGGAUGGGCCACAUGUUCCCAUGAACUCUGAUUCAUAGUUAAACCAUCUAUAGUUCUAAAUGUGUUGUUUAGGGCCCCGACCCCUUGUAAACUUGCCUUAUUUCCAGCACUGCACGUGUCUCUUUGCAGUUGGCCCCGCCUCUGCUCUGCCUCCUUUGCCGAUAUUCUAAAGUUUGAUGCUAUUGCACAUGCGUGGCAAAAUGCCCCCCUGUUUAAAUCAGCAUCCUCGUAAAGAUGCAUUGAAUCAGUUCCUCUCUGUAAGAAAACGUUCAGCUUCACCAUGCUAAGCAUGGAAACUGAAUGUCUGGGCUGCACAUUUUCUCUGAAAAGGCAUUGUUUAUAUUAAAAAGCCUACAGGGACUGGCUGUAGACACCAGUACAACUACAUUAAGCUGUAGUUGUUCUGGUGAAUAUAUUGUCCCUUAAUCUAAAUUAAGUUGUUUUGGUGCCAGGAGGCUUCUGGACGCACUAUUACUUUCAGGGUAAGUUGCCUCCAGUGACUAUCUGAACUACUUCUAGUUCUUCUUCUUUUAUAUUUAUAUAAGCUUGACAAAAAAUAACAAAUUUUAAUACAAUAGGAUGUCUGUGACGAAGUGCCCUUCGCCACUUGUGCCCGUCACAAUGUCUAUAGAAGUUUUGUAAUUCUUCAUAAAUUUAAAGCAAUAUAUAUUUAAGGUGAAGAUAUGAAUAUUUCUUCAAAUAAUGUAAGUUUUAAUUUCAUUCCAUCUAAUUGCAAUUUUGAAAUAUUACAGUAAUAAUGUAGUGACAAAAAAAGAAUAACAGAAAAUAUGAAUAACAAAAUGAAAAUCAGGGUGAAAAGGGAAUGCAAAUAUAUUAUAUAAUUCUGCUUUAAGUUCUGCUUCGUGCCUGGAGUGACCCCUUUAAGUCUUGUGUAUAUUUUCUGUAUAUAGGUUAUCUGAGCGUAACUGUAUCGAGAUUGUUUCCAAGUUAAUUGCUGAGAAACAGCUGGAUGUUGUUCAUACACUUGAUGGAAAAGAAUAUGUCACACCAACACAGAUUACCAAGGAAAUAAGAGAUGAACUUCAGGUUCGAGGGGGUGAGUUUAAUUUAUAAGUAAUAAGCGUUUAAGGUAAAUUGAAAUUUUUCUGUUGCAAAUUAUUUCUAUAGAUCAUUGACAUAAUUUUUUUUUUUUUUCCCGAUAAAAUUUCUAUCUUAUUAUAAACAGGUCGAGUGAACAUUGUUGAAUUACAGCAGGUAAGCCUCUGUGAAAUAUAUUUGAAAAACUUGUUAAAUAGAAGUUUAUUCAGUAUAUUUUAUUUUGCUAUUCAACAGGGAAUACAUUUUAAAUAGAAUCAGUCAUGGGAAAAUAGUUUUGUUUAAACUGAACUGAUUCAUGCAGUGCAACAUUUUGACAAAAUCAUCAGAUUUUUUUUUUUUUUAUAUUUUUGAUUUUGUUUUUGUAUGUGAACAUUUUAUAUACGAGAUAGAACAGGAGUGUGAGCUAUUAAAUGCAAAAUGUACCCAGUUAACAAAAAUUUGCGUUAGAAUCAGUUGUAUUUUAAAACUUAACCAUUAAUUAAUAUAUUCGAUUAGAUGUGUAUCAAUACCUUCACCAUAAUAAAAUCUACAACUAUGGUUGUUUAGAUAUAGAGUAGCAACUAGGAUCGUUAGCAGAGUAAAUUAUAGUGUUAACCCUUCAAUUUUAAGUGCUUCUGAUAGAGUUCAUGCAGUAUAGGGUAGCAACCAGAAUCACUAUUGGUAAUUUAACUUUUUUUUUUAACCCUUCUGUUGCUACUUAGAGAAUAAAGUGUGGUAGAAAUAAAUUUGCAGCCAAGGAUCGCUGUUUUGAUAGAGGAAAAGUUAAUCCUAAAUUAGCUGUCUCUUAGAUUGUAAGUAGCAAGCACAAUCAUAAUUUAGAAAAAAACUUUUUUGCUACAAAUUUUUAAAGCCGAUAGAGCACCAGUACCGGUAACUGGAGCUGCUAUACUGUUCUAAGAGGUUCGUUGUGUAGCUGUCUAGCCUCUUAACUGAACUAAAUAAAAGAUUUCGCUAAUGACUUAGCUUGCAAUAAGGUUUCAGAGGUAAUGGAAGUUUUAGUGUUUUUGCCAAUGAUAUACGGCAGGUUGCUUCCACACUGUCAUUCUCUUAAGUGCUCUCUGUGCAUAACACUCAGAACAACAGGCGGAUGCGUAUUAGGGACUUUAACUUGUGACUUGGUGAAUGGUGUCGGGAGCAAGGAUUUGGCUUUAUUUCUCAUGGUAGCUCUGUUUGGAAUGGAAAUAAACUGUCCAAAAACAUGGUUUGCAUCUUUCUCAAAAGGGAACAAAUGUUCUCAGUGAGCAGUUCAGAGGUUUUGCUAAUAUGUAUUUAAACUAGGAGGGUGGGGCGAAAGGGUGAUACAACCUCAAUCCAAUUGCCCCCCAAAACAAGGACAGAAGGUGCCUGUAGCAAGUGUGUUAAAAAUGAUAAGCUUAGAGUCAUGUCUACAAAUGCUCGCAGUUUAGGGAAUAAGAUCCAUGAACUUGUGGCAAUAAUGGCAAAUGAUAAUGUAGAUUUAAUCGCUGUUACUGAGACAUGGUAUAAUGAGAAAAAUGACUGGGACAUAGCAAUACAAGGGUACUCUUUAUAUAUAGAAAAGACAGGAAAGGCGAGAAAGGGGGAGGGGUGGCCCUGUAUGUGAAGGAUAGCAUAACAUCUAGCCUAAUAAAAGUUAGUGAGGCGAACAUAGAGUCUGUUUGGGUUACGUUAGAAUUUGGUAAUCACACAGUAACUCGUGUAGGUGUGAUUUAUAGGCCCCAAGACAAAUAGAAGAGUUAGAUAAUCUACUAGUUGAGGAAAUAGCUAAAAUGACAAUAAAGGGGGACGUUACCAUCAUGGGUGACUUUAAUCUUCCUGAUGUGAAUUGGGAAACCAAAAUAGCUACUUGUGCUAGGAGCACACAUAUUCUAAACUUACUGGGAUUGUCUCUAAAACAAGUCGUUGAGCAGCCAACUCGUAAGAAGGCUAUACUAGAUUUAGUGUUAACAAAUGUAGAUUUGGUAUCAGAUAUUACUGUAGGUGAAAGUUUAGGAUCCAGUGAUCAUCAGUCAGUGUGGUUUAAUAUAAGAACAGUGACUGAGUCACACCACACAAAAACAAAAGUUUUAGACUUUAUAAAAACAGACUUUUCUAAAAUUAGAAUAUGUGUAAAGGAGUCAUCAGACUGGAGCAAUUAAAAUGGAGUCCAAGAGAAAUGGGAUUAUUUAAAAGUUGCACUGCUGAAGACAACAGAAAAUUGCAUUAGGCUUGUCAGUAAAAGCAAAAAAUUCAAGAAACCACUGUAGUACUCUGCAGAUAUGGCCAAAAUAGUAAAAAAAAAAAAGUUAGCAUUUAGUAAUUAUAAAAAAAACCCAGAGUGAGGAAAACAGAAUGAUCUAUAAGAUUAGGCAGAAAGAGGCUAAGCAAGUUAUACGAGCUUCCAAAACACACACAGAAGAGAAAAUAGCACAGUCAGUAAAAAAAAAUGGGACAAAACAUUUUUUUAGAUACAUAAAUGAGAAAAGGAAUGUAAAACAAGGAUUAGUUAGAUUAAAAACAAAAGAAGGAAGGUAUGUAGAAGAGGAUAAAGGUCUAGCUGACUGCUUCAAUUAAUAUUUUUGUUCAGUAUUUACAGAUGAAAACGAAGGAAAGGGGCCUCAGUUAAGAAAAAGGACAAAUGAGUCAUUUGUUACAUGUGAGUUUACAGAGUAAGAGGUUCUAUUUCAACUGUCAAAAGUAAAGACACAUAAGACAAUGGGACCUGAUGGAAUACACCCAAAGUUAUUAAAAGAGCUUAGUGGUGUACUAGCAAAACCAUUAACAGAUUUAUUUAACCAAUCAUUGUUAACAGGAGUAGUCCCAGAAGAUUGGAAGUUAGCGAAUGUUGUGCCCAUUCACAAGAAAGGUAGUAAGGAUUAGUCGGGCAAUUAUAGGCCAGUAAGCCUUACUUCAGUAGUGGGGAAAGUAAUGGAAACCAUGUUAAAGGAUCGGAUUGUUGAACAUCUAAAAACACAUGGAUUUCAAGAUCAGAGACAACAUGGGUUUACUUCAGGGAGAUCAUGCCAAACUAAUCUUAUAGAUUUUUUUUGAUUGGGUAAAUAUAAUAUUAGAUCAGGUUGGUGCAGUACACAUUGCUUACCUAGAUUUCAGUAAGGCUUUUGACACUGUUGCACAUAGAAGGCUUAUCAAUAAACUGCAAUUUUUAAGUUUGGAUUCCAAUAUUGUUGAAUGGGUAAGGCAGUGGCUGAGUGACAGGUAACAGAGGGUUGUAGUCAGUGGAGUAUAUUCGAAGCAUGGGCUUGUCACCAGUGGGGUACCUCAGGGAUCUGUACUUGGACCCAUUCUCUUUAAUGUUUUUAUUAGUGAUAUUGCAGAAGGUCUUGAUGGUAAGGUAUGUCUUUUUGCUGAUGAUACUAAGAUAUGUAACAGGGUUGAUGUUCCAGGAGGGAUAAGGCAAAUUGCAAAUGAUUUAGGUGAACUAGAAAAAUGGUCAGAAUUGUGGCAACUAACAUUUAAUGUGGAUAAGUGCAAGAUAAUGCAUCUUGGACAUAAAAACCCAAGGGCAGAGUACAGAAUAUUUGAUAGGGUCCUAACCUCAACAUCUGAGGAAAGCGAUUUAGGGAUUAUUAUUUCUGAUGACUUAAAGGUAGGCAGGCAAUGUAAUAGAGCAGCAGAGAAUGCUUGGUUGUAUAGGGAGAGGUAUUAGCAGUAGAAAGCGGGAAGUGCUCAUGCCAUUGUACAGAACACUGGUGAGACCUCACUUGGAGUAUUGUACGCAGUACUGGAGACCAUAGCUCCAGAAGGAUAUUCAUACUUUAGAGAGAGAGUUCAGAGAAGGGCUACUAAACUUGUUCAUGGAUUGCAGGAUAAAACUUACAAGGAAAGGUUAAAGGAUCUUAACAUGUAUAGCUUGGAGGAAAGACGAGACAGGGGGAUAUGAUAGAAACAUUUAAAUACAUAAAGGGAAUCAACACAGUAAAGGAGGAGACUAUAUUUAAAAGAAGGAAAAACUACCACAAGAGGGCAUAGUCUUAAAUUAGAGGGGCAAAUGUUUAAAAAUAAUAUCCGUAAGUAUUACUUUACUGAGAGGGUAGUGGAUGCGUGGAAUAGGCAUUUAGCUGAAGUGGUAGAGGUUAGCACAGUAAAGGAGUUUAAGCAUGCGUGGGAUAUGCAUAAGGCUAUCCUAACUAAGAUAAGGCCAGGGACUAAUGAAAGUAUUUAAACAAAUUGGGCAGAUUAGAUGGGCCCAAUGGUUCUUAUCUGCCAUCACAUUCUAUGUUUCUAUGUCUGAUUACUAUUGAGGUAUAUUUCACAGAGCCUCUGAUGCACGUUUCGCCUCAGGCUCAUCAAAGAGAAAGUGGACAUUUGGAAAUGGUCCGGAAUACAGGGAGUGCAGAAUUAUUAGGCAAAUUAGUAUUUUGACCACAUCAUCCUCUUUAUGCAUGUUGUCUUACUCCAAGCUGUAUAGGCUCGAAAGCCUACUACCAAUUAAGCAUAUUAGGUGAUGUGCAUCUCUGUAAUGAGAAGGGGUGUGGUCUAAUGACAUCAACACCCUAUAUCAGGUGUGCAUAAUUAUUAGGCAACUUCCUUUCCUUUGGCAAAAUGGGUCAAAAGAAGGACUUGACAGGCUCAGAAAAGUCAAAAAUAGUGAGAUAUCUUGCAGAGGGAUGCAGCACUCUUAAAAUUGCAAAGCUUCUGAAGCGUGAUCAUCGAACAAUCAAGCGUUUCAUUCAAAAUAGUCAACAGGGUCGCAAGAAGCGUGUGGAAAAACCAAGGCGCAAAAUAACUGCCCAUGAACCGAGAAAAGUCAAGCGUGCAGCUGCCACGAUGCCACUUGCCACCAGUUUGGCCAUAUUUCAGAGCUGCAACAUCACUGGAGUGCCCAAAAGCACAAGGUGUGCAAUACUCAGAGACAUGGCCAAGGUAAGAAAGGCUGAAAGACGACCACCACUGAACAAGACACACAAGCUGAAACGUCAAGACUGGGCCAAGAAAUAUCUCAAGACUGAUUUUUCUAAGGUUUUAUGGACUGAUGAAAUGAGAGUGAGUCUUGAUGGGCCAGAUGGAUGGGCCCGUGGCUGGAUUGGUAAAGGGCAGAGAGCUCCAGUCCGACUCAGACGCCAGCAAGGUGGAGGUGGAGUACUGGUUUGGGCUGGUAUCAUCAAAGAUGAGCUUGUGGGGCCUUUUCGGGUUGAGGAUGGAGUCAAGCUCAACUCCCAGUCCUACUGCCAGUUCCUGAAAGACACCUUCUUCAAGCAGUGGUACAGGAAGAAGUCUGCAUCCUACAAGAAAAACAUGAUUUUCAUGCAGGACAAUGCUCCAUCACACGCGUCCAAGUACUCCACAGCGUGGCUGGCAAGAAAGGGUAUAAAAGAAGAAAAUCUAAUGACAUGGCCUCCUUGUUCACCUGAUCUGAACCCCAUUGAGAACCUGUGGUCCAUCAUCAAAUGUGAGAUUUACAAGGAGGGAAAACAGUACACCUCUCUGAACAGUGUCUGGGAGGCUGUGGUUGCUGCUGCACGCAAUGUUGAUGGUGAACAGAUCAAAACACUGACAGAAUCCAUGGAUGGCAGGCUUUUGAGUGUCCUUGCAAAGAAAGGUGGCUAUAUUGGUCACUGAUUUGUUUUUGUUUUGUUUUUGAAUGUCAGAAAUGUAUAUUUGUGAAUGUUGAGAUGUUAUAUUGGUUUCACUGGUAAUAAUAAAUAAUUGAAAUGGGUAUAUAUUUGUUUUUUGUUAAGUUGCCUAAUAAUUAUGCACAGUAAUAGUCACCUGCACACACAGAUAUCCCCCUAACAUAGCUAUGACUAAAAACAAACUAAAAACUACUUCCAAAAAUAUUCAGCUUUGAUAUUAAUGAGUUUUUUGGGUUCAUUGAGAACAUGGUUGUUGUUCAAUAAUAAAAUUAAUCCUCAAAAAUACAACUUGCCUAAUAAUUCUGCACUCCCUGUAGAUAGGGGUAAGUAUUAUCCCAUUACUUCAUUCAAAUUUCAUUCAGGCCAAUGAAAAGCAUUGUUGAAAUAAAUGGGUUAGUGUGUUGAAGUUGGAUAGGAUUAACCCUUUCAUCGUGAAGCAUAUUUUAUCUUUGUGACUAUAUUUAUCAUGUCCACAACACUUAAUUAUUUAAGGAUCACAAGAUGUUUAUGACUCCUAAUUAUUCUAGAAAUAUUUUGUUCGCAAUUUUGCCGAGUGUUACUCAAAGUAUUGUUUCUGAUAUGAAACAGUUGAUCAAACUGUAUAUUAUGUUCAUUGGAUUAUAUAUAUAAUUAUUGAUUCGUUGUUCGUUCGUAAAUACUUUCUAGAAAUUAGGAGAACUCAAACUCUUUGAAGGACCUUUUAAAUUACAACUAUAGUCAAUUAUCCUAGGUUGGUAGAUAUCCCCCAUAAAUGAGUUUGAAUACUUUAAAUCAAUUAGUUUAAUAUAUUAAAACAAAACUUAAAUCAAACUCCACGUAAUAUCAAAAAAGUAGUUAGAGUAGUUUGCAAUUCCCUCAAUUACUUGCCACGGAAUAUAUAAUGUCAUAAAUAAAAGGUCCCUUCAAGUCAUUGGGAAAGGAGGACACCAAAUCCUUCUCAGAGGCAAACAUACAAGCCAGUCUAUUUCCCUCAGUCAGUCUCCUUAACUGCAAAGGACUGACAAAAAAACAUUAGAUGUUGACGAAAAGAAUAUGCAUAUAUGUCAGAACGAACAUAUAAUGAACCAAAAACUACAAUGGAGCACAUAGACUAACACGAACAAUAUGAUCUACCCAAUUAGGUCAUCAAAUUCAUAAAUUUAAAAUUUCUUUACAAAAAAUAACUGUUUCCAAUUAAACUCAUAUGUUCCCACACUAUGAGGGACAAACAGUAGUCUGUAACUCCUCAUCGUUUCAAUCCUGUUGAUUAGAUUUAUAUUAUCAGAUUUAAGUGACUUUCAUUCUUGAAUCUACUCAGGUAGUCAACAAUCACCGAAUUGAAUCUAUUCCAAAUAUUUACUUCUAUUAAAUCAAAGCAAAAUUAUUCACAGAAUCCUUCAAAAAGUUCGAGUUCUCCUAAUUUCUAGAAAGUAUUUACUAGCGAACAAUGAAUCAAUAUAUAUAUAUAUAUAUAUAUAUAUAUAUAUAUAUAUAUAUAUAUAUAUAUAUAUAUAUAAAUAAAUGAACAUAAUAUACAGCUUGAUCAACUGUUAAUAUCAGAAACAUUUGAGUAACACUCGGCAAAAUUAAUUGCUAACAAAAUAUUUCUAGAAUAAGUAGGAGUCAUAAACAUCUCGUGAUCCUUAAAUUAUGAAGUGUUGUGGACAUGAUAAAUAUAGUAUAGUCCCAAAGAUAAAAUACGAAAGGGUUAAUCCUAUCCAACUUCAGCACAAUAACCCAUUUAUAUCAACAAUGCUUUUCAUUGGCCCAUAUGAAAUUUGAAUUGACCAAUGGGAUAAUACCCCUAUUUAUACUGGACCAUUUGCAAAUGUCCGGUUUCUGUGGCUUUUUAAAUUGCAAUUCGUGUCUGUGUAUAAAUAGUCAAUGAGUUUGUUAGCUGUCAUGUGGAUGCACUGAGCAGACUAGAUACUGAGCCCUGGGAAGCAUAAAAGAACUGUCAAAUUACCUGCGUAACAAGGUAAUGGAACUUUAUAAAGAUGCAAAAGGAUAUAAAAAGAUAUCCAAAGUCUUGAAAAUGCAAUUCAGUACAGUUUAAUCACUUAUUAAGAAGUGGAAAAUUCAUGGAUCUCUUGAUACCAAGCUAAAGUCAGGUAAACCAAGAAAGACUUCAGCUACAACUACCAGAAGUAUUGUUCAGGAUACAAAAAAAAAAAAAAACCCGCAGGUAACCUCAGGAGAAAUACAAGCUGCUCUGGAAAAAGAUUUCAAGAAGCACAAUACGAUGAUACUUGAACAAAAUUGAGCUGCAUUCCUGAGUUGCCAAAAAGAAGCCUUUACUGUGCCAAUGCAACAAAAAAGCCCGGUUACAAUAUGCCCGACAACGCCUUGGCACACCUCAGAGCUUCUGGCACACUGUAAUUUGGAGUGUCGAAACCAAAAUAGAGCUAUAUGGUCAAAGCAAUAAUCGCUAUGUUUGGAGAGGUGUCAACAAGGCCUAUAGUGAAAAGAAUGCCAUAUCCACUGUGAAGCAUGGUGGUGGCUCUAUGAUAUUUGGGGUGUGUGAGCUCUAAAGGCAUGGGGAAUCUUGUGAAAAUUGAUGGCAAGAUGAAUGCAGCAUUUUGUUAGAACAAUUUUCAUUCUUAUGCACGUGUGAUGCUCUUGGACUUUUCAGCAUGACAAUGACCCUAAGCACAUGGCCAAGUUAACCCUCUAGUGGUUACAGCAGAAAAAGGUGAAGGUUUUCGAGUGGCCAUCACAGUCUCCUGACCUUAAUAUCAUCGAGACACUGGGGAGAUCUCAAACAUGCGCUUCAUGCAAGACAACCAAAGACUUUGCUCGGAAGCAUUUUGCCAAGUUGAGUGGGCAGCUAUACCACCUGCAAGAAUUAGGGGCCUCAUAGACAACUCUUACAAAAAAACUGCACAAUGUCAUUGAUGCUAAAGGGGGCACUACACAGUAUUAAGAACUAAGGGUAUGAACAUGGGUCAUUUUAUUUUUUUCUUUGUUGCCAUGUUUUGUUUUAUGAUUGUGCCAUUCUGUUAUAACUUACAGUUAAAUAUAAAUCCCAUAAGAAAUAAAAGAAAUAUAGUUUGCCUGCUACAUAUUACCAAUUCUUCAAGUGUGUGUGUGUGUGUGUGUGUGUGUGUGUGUGUGUGUACAUAUAUUCAUACAUACAUACAAUUUUAUGUCCUUAGUAGACCCAGGUGUUUGGUUCCUUUUUAGAUUACUAAAGUUGACUGGGUUUUCUGAUGACAAUCAAAGUAUUUUUGGCAGCAAAACAUACAUUUUCAAAUGUGGUUCCAGCAAUACCUUGUGGAAUGUAGUAUACCAUAUGUUGCUGUGGGUGCACACAGUUGCACAGACAUUCCACAGCUCUAAGCAAAAAAUUAAUUUUGGCCACUUUUUAGCAAAUUUUAGCAUGUGUAACAAAUAGAUUUGGAGCCCGUUUUUUUAUAUUUGUAUUCCUCUCAUUGUCUUGGAUACUAGGUUCACUUUCCCCUUAUUUUAAAGUACAUUACACAAUUUAUUAAUAUUGUUGGCAUUUAUAAAGCACCAACAUAUUGUGCCGCGCUGUACAAUUAGGGGAGAACGAACACAGACCGAUCCAAAAGGUGAAGAGAUGAGAUCUAGCCCUUGAAGCUCAUUUAUCCAAAGUGCUCAGAUAAAUCAGUUAAAUAAUCCAUGAUCUUACAAUCUUAAAAAUAUAAUGGGGGUUUGAGACCAGUGGGGGGUGGGGAUAGGAAGGUUGGACGUGAUGACUAGAAGAAGUUAACAGCGCAGAGGUAAUAUAGUAAGAUCUCAAACAGCUGGAUGAGCAUACUAUAAAUUUAGUAGGUGGAUGGGAAAUGCUUAGAAAAAACUGACAGAUUCAGUAUUGCUUGGAUCUGGGUGUGUGAAGUGAGACCUAAGGAGUAGGCAUGGAGCUAAGGAAUCUGUGAAAAAUGCACACGUGAAACAAGCCCUCACUGUCAAAAUUGCCCAUGUAUGUCAACAAAUAUAUUUUUUUUUCCACAAAAGAUUAGUUUAUUUUCUAAAAUAAUAUUUUUAAGAUUUAUGUGCCUAUGUUUUUUAGUAUGUAUAUGACCGUUUAUAUUGCUAUGUUCCCCAUUUCCUUACAUCUAGGUGGUCAAUGUUGAUCUAACUCAUAUUGAAAGCAGAGCUAAUGAACUUGUCAAACUAGACAAAAGUAUCCAGCUGGUGCUGGGACAGCUUGUGGAAGAGUAAGUAAACACAAAAUGCACGUGUUUUUAUAACCAUGCUUCUUGUACAAAGGUGAAAACAUAUUUAAAAAUAUAUAGAUUGAUCAGCCACAACAUUAAAACCACUGACAGGUGUAGUGAAUAAAUGAUUAUAUCGUUACAAUGGCACCGGUCAAGAAGUGGGAUAUAUUGGGUUUCAAGUGAACAGUCUGUUCUUGAAUAUCAUGUGUUGGAAGCAGGAAAAAUGGGCAAGCAAAAAGUUCUGAGUGACUUUGAAAAGGGCUAAAUAGUUGUUUACCUGGGGAAGAGAUGGCGGCAGGAUGUGAAGAAGGCAGGCCGGUGGAGGCAGUGUUGUGCUCUGGGCAAUGUUCUGCUGGGAAUCCUUGGCUUCUGGCAUUCAUGUGGAUGUUACUUUGACACUUACCACCUACCUAUAAAUUGCAUACACUUAAUCAUGGUAAUGAUGUUACCUGAUGGCUGUAGCCUCUUUCAGCAGGAUUAUGCCUCCUGCGACACUGAAAAAUGUGUUCAGGAAUGGUUUGAGGAACAUGACGUAGUUCAAGCUGUUCACUUGGUCUCCAAGCAUCUAUGGGAUUGCUGCUAAUGUCUUGGUGCCAGAUACCACAGGACACACUCAGAGGUCUUGUGGAGUCCAUGCCGCUACGCAUCAGAGCGGUUUGGCAGCACAAGGGGGACCUCCACAAUAUUAAGUGGGUGGUUUUACUGUAGUGGCUGUUUGUCAAAUGAAUGCAGUGAUUGUGCCCCAGCAUUGGUAUUGCUUCGCUCUGUAGUGCCAUCUUGCUUCUCUUGAUGGAAAUGAAUAGAUGCGGUGCGUUAAUCCGGCAAAAUCCAAAUAAGUUGUCAAACUGUGCUAAAAUAGUUUAACACUGUAGUAGCACCAGGGCACUCCUGGCUCCAUAAUAGUUACGGUGGGCUUUAAUGGUGAUUGUGUUUGGAGUGCUCCUUAAAUUUAGAUGAAAUAAGACUUCACAGUAAACUUAAAUUUAAUUAUCAAAACUGCCUGUCUGGCAAUUUUGUUUUCAACCAAUGCACAGGGAGAUAUAUUUUACAUCACACAGAGUUCACUGGCAUUUGGGACAUAACCUACUAAACUAAUUGCAUCCAUCAUUUGAACCUCCACCUCCCUCCCCCUCUCCCACCCCCCCAUGUCCGUACUUCUUCUGAAGUUGACAGCACAGAUAAUCUUUCAUCAGAGUGCAAUAAUAAUUAAGCACUAAUUAAAUAAAUACUUAAAAAAUUUUCAGCAGUUGGAAAUUAAUGAUUUUUUUAAAAACUGGUAUAGUACUUCUUGUGUCAUGUAAGUCACAUGAUAUACUUGUGUAGUGAAAGGCAAAAAAAUAAAUAAAUACACUGCUGUAAUGUUAGCGAGAAAACCAAUACUGCAGAUAGGAAAGGACAAGUGGAUGGAGGGUAUUAAUUUUAUGUAAUGGGACACUCCUGGUACCAUAACAAUUUAAUCAGAUCCUUUAUUGGUCCAAGACUUCAGCCAGGUGCUGCUGGCAGACUGAGGUGUCUGUGGCAUCUACUCUGAGACUUUCUGAUUGAAGCCUCUGACCAAGAAAGAAAGCACCAGGCCAGUGUUCAUUUCGUCGGCUAACAAUUUUCAUCAGAUUUGGUCGACUAAAACCAGACUAAAACUAAAACAAUUCAGAUUACUAAAAUAAAAAUAAAACUUUAAUGGCAUUGAGACACAUGGGGUGCUGCGUGCAUGAGACAUGUGAGGAAGAUAAGAUGCAUUGAGGAGCUCGGGGAGAAGGAGACACACAGAGAGACAAAAGUAAGAGACAGGGGCUUGGGGGAGAUACCCAGAGGGGCUGGGGAAGGAAUAAAAGAGAGAGACUUUAACUAAACCCAUUAGAUUUUAGUUGUUUAGUUUUAGUUGACUAUAACUAGACUAAAACUAAAGCAAUUCAGAUGUCUAAAAUACAACUAAAACGGCUUUUUAGUCAAAAGACUAUGACAAAAACGAAUUGAAAUUUGCCAUCAAAAUUAACACUGCACCUGGCAAACACAUCCAAUGCCAUCUUUCAAAGUGUUGAGUUAAACCAUUUAUUUAAGGUUUAACCACUUAAGAUCUGAUGACGCCUGGGACCUCUUUACACAAUAACAAAACAAAAGCAAAUUCAAAGAAACAUACACUUAACCCCGACUGCAGUUGGUGACUUUAUCUCUCUGUGAAGCUUGGGGAGCACUCUGACAUCUACACUAAAAUAUUCUAUAAGGAAAAACACGUGCUCAGGCAUUUCUGCAGUAAUGCUGUGUGUGCAUGCACUGUGGUUCUAACAUUGCUGGUGGUUAGACAAAUAUACAUGAUGUGCCCAUCAGGACGUGUACAUAUUUAAAAAUAAAUAAAAAAACAAUUGUUCUGCUAGUUGUAUCGACAUUGACUUGGCUGUUCAAGUUAGCAAAAAUCUCACAAGUGGCAAUUCCUCUUUAAAAAUGCUGAAAGAAUUCUAAUGCAGUUCCUGUAAAAAGACAGACUGUUUGCUCACGUUAUAUAUGUUUCUAUGACUGUUUUGUAUUUAAAAAUGAUUGGAUUUUUGUAGAUUGGUUUCCCAUCUGAAUUGCUGCAAUAUAAUAUAUCUCCGCAGGAUUGAUUUGUACUGUAGAAGUUAUAAUGAGCAGGCUGCAGUGCUUCUUCCUUCUUCGUUUUGGCCUGUACCACUGCUGAUAGAAUGUGAUUUUUGCAGAAGUGCUGCCAGACAGGCACUAAACAUUAUUUAGUGGUGUUUUGGUAAACAGCUGUCAGACAAGAGUUUUCAGUCUCAACUAAAUGCCGCAGCUCAUAGGAUUUCAAUCCCUAACCUCAAUUCACCCCCCAAAGAGGAGCCUUUAAAAGAAUAUUGUAAUUGUAAACUGCGUUUGAUCACAGAGUAUUAGAUCUACUGAUCCUUGUUAUAUAAUAUCAAUGAACUUAAGUUCUCUGUAUUGCAAGAUUACUUUAUAAAAAUAAAUAUCAUCAUGUGCGUUUAGUUAUCGCUGACCUAGAGAGCCAUGAUAAUAUAGUCAUGCCCUUACUAUCAAUAGAAAUUAAUAUGUUGUCUCAACUGACCACAAACACAAGUAAAGAAAUCUAUAUCCACCUACUGGUUCUGCAGUGUAAUCAGACAACAUUAAACUCAAGUAAGUUGCAUAUACAGAGUGAGAUACAUUUAUUAGGAUCAUCAGUGGAUUACCCUCUCGAUGUUCUGUAAUAUCAUCUUCAACAACCCAUAACUAUCUGUAUCCACCCAAAAGCUGCUGACAUUCAUAUGAGAUUUAGGCGAACAAAUGCUCAAAACUGUUUUUUUUUUGUUUUGUUUUUGUCUUUCUUGUGUUUUAUCUUUGUGUUGAUUAGAUCUCCCCCAGUUUUAAGACUAUGAUUUAGAAUUUUUAAAAACAUAGCCAGAUAUCUUGUCUGUGAACUACAUUAUUGUUGCAUUUUUAUUUUCAUUUUUUUUUAGCUAAACGAACCUGUAGUUUUGUGGUCCCCUGUAUUGGUACUAAUGAUAAACAAGUUAGAUAAGAUUUGUCAAAACCUCAGGAAAUCCUGGACGAAUACAUUGUUUGUUAUAACAAUAUGUUAAUUUUAACUCCAUAAAAUAUUACUCAGGCUGCACGUAUCUUGUUUUGUUGUGGUUAAUUUAGCCUAUGGGUUAAACCUGUUGGUAUCCUAUUUAUAUUGUGAUAAUUUUCUUGUAAUGCCAUCAAUCUGCAUAUUCUAUUUUACAAUAAUAAUGUUUUGUUACAACUUACAGCUGAGCAAGGGAUGACUCUUCUCAGGGAUAAUACGUGCCCCAAUAACGCACCUUAUGUCGUUUGAAUUAACAGAGAUGUGAGCCCCAUGUCUUUUGUGUCUUCUUUCUUACUGUUUUCAUAUGUGGUUGCUUCCUUUUUGAAAUAAACAUUCUCCUAAUGCUAAACCCAAAAAAAUGGUAAUCAGAAUUUUUGUUAGCUCAUAUAUUUUUAGAAAAAAUGAAUGCUAUAAACACAACUUAAAAUAAAAAAAAGUUCCUGCUUUUGAUGCACAUUUUCACACAUCACAUUGUCAGCUUUUAUUUCUGCCCUCAUUAGGAAAUCACUUUGAGUCUCCCAUUUUGCUACGUGGAGUCUAAACUAUUUCACACAAUGAAGCAGAAACCUACAAAAUACAUUAAAACCUAGAAACCUACAAAAUAAAGCUCGUACUGACUUCACCAUAGCUGUGGAAGUACUCUUCCGCUGCUGUGCGUCUCCUUGCAACUUUUGACAGCGUUGCGUACCCUUACAUUUCCGCCUCAGGACAUUUUUGUGCAUGCUGAAGUCUGCUUUAGCUGCAUUAUUUAUAUGACAAAUAUGUCAUGCUUGUUUUUUUUUUUUUUAUUUAUUAGCAACUACCUGGAUCAAAUAGCAGAAGAAGUCAAUGACAAACUGCAGGAAGCUGGCCAAGUGACCAUAUCAGAACUGUGCAAAGCAUAUGACCUACCAGGGGACUUCCUGACAGAGGUGAUCAUUCUUCUAAGACUGUAUUUCAAUUAAAAAAAUAUAUUCUUUUUUUUCUUUCUUUUUUUUCUUAUGGUUUUACUCCCUGUAUUAUAGUAAAUAUUAGCUGUCAUACAAUUUGCAGAUAACAUUGCAGUUUUAAUCAAGGAUUUGCGUCACACUACAUACAUAUCUAUCAGCUGCUGGUUUUGAUUGGAUUUAUUUAUUACACAACAUAAGUUUAGAGGGUUACUCUAACUAGAAUAGUAGGACUUUAAUACAACGCUGUUUUUGGUCGGAGUAACUCUUCCUAUCCUGCCACAACUCCUCCAAAAACAUGCAAAAUAAAGAAAAAAUAGCUAAAACUCUCCUCUGUUCCAGCAGCCCAAACCUUCUCUACCGAUGUCCUCCCCUGGAGAAGGAGCAAUGUCAAGGAGGAAGGGCAAAGGGUGAGGAUGUGGGUGGCAUGCGGGGGGCAGUGCCGCCAUUGGUUCUGUCACCAGCAUGCUGUGCGUGUUAACGACAGACAUUUAAUUUAUACAGAACUGACACCUAGCCUGAAACUGGGCUAGCUAAUGACGCCCCUAUUACACUGCUGGAGGUAGAAGUGAAGUGAUCAAGGUGUUUGGACUAACCCUUUAACAGCAACAAAAAUAUACGUGUUUUAUCUGGUUUUCAUUAAUCUGCCUUCUCUGCCCUACCUUCCCUAUUCUGAAAUACAUCCUGCUUACUGGUUAUUGUACCCGCAUGACUGUUGCAUAAAACCCACUCCUUUUGUCACUCUUUCCUAACCUGCUGUACUGUAUUUCUCCAGUAAUAGACUUGUCACCGGAAAGGUGAUGGUAAAGAUUUCUCAGUGUUGCAGCUGAACCAAUAGCUUUGUUCUUAAAGGGACACUGACACUGCAGGUCCCCUCUCCCUCCCACCCCCCAUCCCAUGUUGCUGAAGGGAUGAAAACCCCUUCAGUGAUUUACCUGAGAUCCCCUCCGAUGUCCCUCGGCGAUGGUUUCGGGUCCGCCCACGCUCCUCCCGCGCAGUAGACCUCUCCAUAGAAAAGCAUUGAAAAUGCUUUCAAUGCUUUCCUAUGGGGAAUUGAGUACACAGCGUGAGGACAUCCAGCGACGCUCUAGCACAGUAGAACGCUGUGCAGUUUUGGGCACCUGUUCUAAAGAACGAUAUUAUGGCCCUAGAAAAAGUGCAGAGGCGGGCUACAAAAUUAAUAAAAGGAAUGGAACGUAUCAGCUAUGAAGAAAGGUUAACAAAUUUAAACCUAUUUAGUUUAGAAAAACGUCGCCUGAGAGGGGAUAUGAUAACAUUAUACAAAUAUAUUCAGGGCCAAUACAAACCAUUGUGUGGAAAUCUAUUCACAAACUGGACUUUACAUAGGACACGAGGCCAUGCGUUUAGACUGAAAGAUAGAAGAUUUCGUCUAAGGCAAAGGAAAGGUUUUUUUUUUACUGUAAGAACAAUCAGGAUGGAAUUCUCUGCCUGAAGAAGUGGUUUUAUCAGAGUCCAUACAGAUGUUCAAACAGCUACUAGAUGCAUACUUGCAAAAACAGAAUAUUCAAGGAUAUAAUCUUUCAAUGUAGGGUAAUAACUGCUUGAUCCAAGGAUAAAUUCAUAUUUGAAUUCCCAACAAUAUGCACUUUAUUGAAUAACACCAGACCGUUUGGAGUGAUAGAUAGAUAGAUGUAUAGUUAUCUAGUAACUGUCACAUUAUAAUCAUUGCAAAGAAACCUAAACAGCUAGUACCUGAUCGAACUCAUGCAGUGCUAAGUUAAACAUCAUAAUGCAUUACAAAUGGUACCACUCUCAGCUAGGUGUGCUCAUUAACCUACGUUAGGGAGGAAACCUUAAAUAUGUAAUGUGAUAAUCAAAGGAACACACACAUGUGUAUUCCUAAAUCUAUAGGGUCAUAGUCACCGUUUAGAUGACGGGUCCUCAUGGGUGAUUUUACUUAUCAUUUCUAAAACAGCAGUGUUUUACAUUGCAGGGUUAAACGGUACAGGGACACUGUACCAAGACCACUUCAAAGAGAUGAAUUGAUCUGGGUGCCUACAAUGUCCUUUUAAAGCGAACCUGUCAUGGACAGUUCAUCACCUUGUAGGUUUCUAUUUAUCAUCCAGAACUUUGUUUUUUUUAAAGCUUUCCUGAUCAAUUGGCAGAACUUCUCAGCUUAGAAUUCAUGUUACGUAAACUAAUAAAUACACAAUGAACUCUUUGUACUGCAGUAUUUGGUAGACCACACCUAGCAAUGACUACUCAUUUGCCGCAUUUCUGUAAAUACUUUGAGACUAAUACAUGGAUGCAGUUCAGAAAGACACAGACGGGCAAACACGGCUCCCAGAAAUCACAAGGAGUAACAGCUGCAUAUCAGAACUCCCUGUCCAAGAGCAGCUUCCCAGCCUAAAUUUAUUUCAGAGUGUAGCUACAGACAAGGCUUGUUAUUUUGCUACAUCUAAGCUGCACUACUCUAGCAUUUCUCAAAAUACCACACGUGGAUACUGGAAGGUCAUCUGGAACAUACAGUAUUUAUAUUGCGUAGAACAUCAUACAUUAUGUAUAAUACAUAUAAUACAUAAAAUCAAUAUAGUUAUGUUGUUUACAAAUGAUCCUAUAUGUAUUAAAACUGUGCUUCCAGUUUUUACCAUUUUAGUAUUCUAUCUCAGCACAUUAGAUUUAAAAUCAAACAUCCCCGAGAGUGUAAAGUACUGACUGCUUUAACCCCUUAAGUACACAUGACAUGUGUGACAUGUCAUGAUUCCCUUUCAUUCCAGAAGUUUGGUCCUUAAGGGGUUAAAUUGAAGAUAUUUGCAAAUUCGCUUUUCAUGCCGUCAUUGAAAUUCUUAUUCUACACUUUAACUUGUCAGUUUCAGGGAAAGCAAAUGGAGAAACUUUUUAUUUUUUUACAUUACUUUACAAUUUAACGGAAGAUAAUGAACGUUAAUCAUAACUUGUUUUGUGAUCUCCUUUUAUUUUUUUUUCUUUGUUAUUUUUUGUUACCAUAAGUUAAAAUGCCAUAAACUGUAUUUCAAAACCUAUACUACUUAUGCUUCAUGUAAUGAAUAUUCACCCACAGUCCUUGACCGCACGUCUUGGAAAGAUUAUUCAAGGGAAGAUUGAUCAAAGCAACAAUAGGAGUGUGAUUUAUACAGAGACCUUCGUGGCUCGUCACCGCGCACGUAUCCGUGGUCUUUUCACCGCAAUUACAAAGUAAGAUGCAUUUAUUUUAAUUUUUUUUAUAUAUAUACUUCUUAAAAAUGGUACACGUUAAUCAGAUACAUGAUGCUUUGUUUUCACUGUUCUUGUAAAGCAACCUUUAGAGUUUUUAUUCGCUAAACCAUGGAUUAUUGCACAAUUUAAGCCAGAACAUGCACAUCCGGGAUGGGGAGACCUGAUCUCAGCUCAGCCGAGUUGUUGUUUGUGUUAAAACUUUUUUUCACAUUAAUUUUGCAAUAAAUAGCUAUAUAGACAAAUGCAGAUUAUUUGCGAUUAAUGACAUUUAUAAUGUUUUAAUAAAGUCUUAAAUCUACAUGCUCACAAACCUAAUUUGAAGACACAACAACUUGAAUACUGUUGUAGAUUUUUCUGUUGUGCUUUCAACAUAUGCAGUUCAAUUUUGUAAAAUUAUUUCAUAAAAUCUUUGCAAAAAUAGGAAAUAUUGAGGGGGGAGCGACAACUGCUUGAUUUUUAAAUAUUAUUGACUGCUCCGCAUUUAAUUUUAAAUGUAUUUUAUAAAAUUAAGAUUACUAUAUAAAAUGUGCAUUCUACUUACUCAUGUUAAACCUUUAGUUUUAUCUUCUUGUUUAGUAAUGUUUCAAAUGUUUAAUAUAAGGUGUUCAGAUGUCUAAAAAAGCAUUAUUAACUGAAUAUUUGCAUACCAGUAAUGAAGGAAUGUUGUCUUCCCUUGUUAUUGUAGACCAACACCAGUCAUCAAUUUGAUUUCCCAGUACGGCUUUCAGGAACAUCUGCUUUAUUGUAAGACUUUACAAUGUUAACACAGCAUGUUUUUAAAGCACCUCUGUAACUCUUAAUUUUCUCUGCGUAAAUCCAUUUAAAACGUUAUUCCCAACAGUGCAAUAUUAUUUUCAUCUAAGUAAGCUAUAGUAAAUUUAACUGUAAUUACUUUUUGAAGAUCCUGUUGUUUGAUGUGUUAUGGUGAAGGUGGCCAGCUAUGAAUUCUAUCAUGAUAUGCAAAGGGGCUCGCCAAGCACCAUAACUUCAGCAUUUCAUUGUUGUUGUUAUUAUGGUACUGUUAAUCUUUGAGUACUGUCUCCCCGUUAUCUGUUGGAUUGAUUGAGAGCAAUUUGACAUAAGUAGGGACUCUCACAGCAUCCAGAGUCCAGCCCACCUGUCGCUGCUCACAUAAUUUCAGAAGAUUCACUUCUGCUUAACAGUCCCAAGCCAUGCGAUAUAGAGUGACAAUGGUGGGCUCAGAUCGUUGUAUAAAAUUAUAACAAAAGAUAAUGACUGCUAAGUUUCAUGCUGCUGAAUAAAAUCCAAUGAUAUUAAGCAUUGGCAGAAAGCUCCCCGCUGAUCUAAAGAAUGCUUCACCGUCAGCCUCUCUGAUGUUUUAUCCUAUCCCAUAAGCUCCCUGUUAUCAAGGGUUUAUGUGAUAUUAAGGUGUUCGCAGCAUCCAUUCCAAUGAUACAGAAUUAAUACACAGCCCUCAAAGAAAUUUGUAAGCGUUUUUAUUUAUUAUUUUUCUUUACAUCCACAAUACUGACCUGUCAGUGUUUGACCCCCUGCUACCAUCCUAUUAACAGCCCCAUAUGCAGUUUUGUGAAUUGGAUUGCACACAAUGUUCCCCGAGCCCCCAUAUACACCCAUGAAACACAAAUAUUUAGACAAUCGUCAAUCAGAAAGAAAAGGGACAUACUUAUAGCUGCAGAGAUCUUUUUAGUUAGUGGCAAUUGUACAAGAACCACAAGUCAGUUGACUUUCUAGUGCUAUAACCUGUGCAUGAGCUUGGGUUGUUCUGGUGCUUGUUGUUUGCCUUUAAUUCACAAGCUUUCACGAACGUUCCACAAUGUAUUGCUGGGCUCUUUAAUGCAACCUGCUUCAGAAAUGAAAAGGUUACAUUUAGACAUCUUUUAAAAUGCUUACUGCUUUCAUCCUUUCUUGCAGCCCUGUUGGAGGAGCUUGUUAACUGUGGACGUUUAAAGGGCACUGUGGUCGGCGGGAGGCAGGAUAAGGCUGUGUUUAUUCCUGACAUCUAUGCCAGAACGCAGAGCAAUUGGAUAGACGCUUUCUUCAAGCAAAACGGUUACCUAGGUAACACAUUUUUCUCAGCAUUUAGGAAACAAGGAGGUCUUUGUGAAUCUUGUUUUCAGCCACAUUAAGGUGAUUUAAAGAAUGCCGUUUCUGGCAUGAAAAGGCAGCAUUUCUUUUUAAAUUUAUUUCUUCAAGACAUUGAAUUUUGCUUUUUGUUCAUUUUGUAUCUAAUUUACCAUUUUUGGGAUAUUUUUGAGCAUCUAUUUUUGUAUUUUUUUUUUAUUCAAAGAAGUGAAAGUUGUAUUUGCAGGGAAUCAAAAAUUCAACUGUUUGCAACUCCAACUCAAGAGUAACACACACAUUUUAUAAUGGCUGUAUUUUUUUGGGGGGUCUGGAUUUUGUUUAGAAAUACAAUUUAUUCUGCAUAUGUUUUGGAUGAUAUUUAAUCAAAUUGACUCAAAAAAAGAAAGUUCCACCUUUGUAUGUGGCUUAUAACAAUGUCCGUAUUUAUGCUUUCACCAGUAACAAUCUGAUUCUGUAUUUUCUUUUUCUCAUUAACUUCUUAGUGACCAGACCGUUAAGGACCAGGACUGUUUUUACAUUUCUGCGGUGUUUGUGUUUAGCUGUAAUUUUCUUCUUACUCAUUUACUGUACCCACACAUAUACCGUUCUUCUUGCCAUUUAAUAGUCUUUCUAAAGAUAUUAUUUUCAUCAUAUCGUAUAAUUUACUAUAAAAAAUUAUAAAAUACGAUGAACAUUUUUUAAUAACACACUUUUUCUAAUUUUGACCCCCAAAAUCUGUUGCGCAUCUACAACUGCCAAAAAACACCCAUACUAAAUAGUUUCUACAUUAUGUCCUGAGUUUAGAAAUACCCAAUGUUAACACGUUCUUAGCUUCUUUUUUUUUUUUUUUGUGUGCAAGUUAUAGGGCAAAUAGUAUAAGUAGCAAUUUGCUAUUUCAAACGUUUCUUUUCAAAAUUAACACAAGUUACAUUGUAACACUAUCUGUCAGGAAUCCCUAAAUAACCCUUCACAUGUAUAUGUUUUUUAAAAGAAGACAACCUAAGGUUUUAAACUUGGGGUAUUUUGGCUCUUUUCAUGCAACCAUUUUACCUAUGCCAAAUUAAAAAAAAAAAAAAAUUGGUGAUUUUUGACACACAGCAAUUUAAGAAUACAUACACUGAGAACUUUAAGGGUUACUGCCAAAGAACACCCCAAUAUGUGUUCAGCAACAUCUUCUGAGUACAGUGAUACCACUAAUGUAUAGGUGUGUUGGGUUCUGUUGGGGCUAAAAUACCUUAUUUGGAGGGUGCGCAUUCCAGUUUUCCAACUUGGAAUUUUCACAUUUGGUCAUCAUGCACCCAUGUCCUAUUUGGGACAUUUAUUAAGCCAGCAAUGUAAUUUACCCCAUCAAACCAUAUGUAUUUUAAAAGUAGACACCCUAGGGUAUUUCAAAUGGUGGUAUUUUAACGCUUUCCAUGCACUAAUUCUACCACCAGUCUUCGUCAAACUUUUGGGUAGUCAUUUUAUUUUUUUCUCACAUUGUACUUUAGGCAUGGAUUAUCAUCUCCUGUUAUUUGUUACUGACAAAGAACACCCCAAUAUGGGUUCAGCAACAUCUCCUGAGUACAAUGAUACCAUAGGUUUGUUGGGUUGUUUGGGGGGUGCAAUGCCAAACUUGCCAUGAACGUGCAUAUAUUUGAAAAGUUGACACCCCAAGGUAUAUUGUAUAUGGAGUGUUUUGAUGCAACCGUUUUAGCCCAAAAAAUUGGAGAAAACGUGUGGUGGUAAUUUUUCAAUUUUCAUUAGUACACACACAUUUGUGUAUGAUUUAGGGGAGCCUUUUGUUGGUUAUUGCAAGAAAAUACUCCAGGUUCUUUUCUGCAAGGCCUCCUGAGUCCACUCAUGCCCCCAUGCAUAUGUUGAACUUGAUCAUAAAAAUAGUCUGGCGCAGUAAAAGUAAAAAAAAAAAAAAAACUAACUCCGGAACUGUAAAUGUAACCCAAAAAAAUGAACGGCAAAUGUUAAAAAAAAAAAAUAAUUAAAAAUGGUCCAGUGUGUGGUAUCGCUUGAAGCAGUCCCCAGUGCAGAGUCCCGGCUGUCCAGGGCAAUCAGGACAGUAAAAGACGGUGUCCUUUCUCUGCCUCUUUUUUAGAGGGUUCUGCUUUGCCGCAGUAGGGAGGAAUUUAAAAAUAAAGUGGAUAGCCCCAACUUUGCUCUCUUCUAUCACCGCCCGGUGAGCAGGUUCAUCUUGGUACAAAAUGAUCUGGAGCUUUGCUUUUUUUGAACAACAAAAAAGCGUUUAGGGUUGCAAUCUGCAUUAAGUAAAUUGCAACCUUUUUGUACCAGGCCCUUGUCUUAUAUAAUUUAAGUAGGGUUGCAGCAGCUGAUGUACCAGAUCAACCCCACCCAUAUGCCGGUUAUAGGCCUUGAUGCACACCGGCUUCUUUUUGCUCUCAACUCUGGCGCGUAUAGAGACCUCCACAGUCCUCUUAGUGUGGAUGGUGGUAAGAAGGUACACAUCCUUCUUGUCUCUGUACUUAAAUACCAACAGCUCCUCUUGGUGCAGAGCUGAGGUCUCCCCCCUUCGUAGCCGGCUGCGUGCAAAUUGUCCUGGGAAACCUGCGCGGUUCUUUCUGAUUGUACCGCAAGCUACUGUAUCAAAACAAUACAGUAGCUUGAACAAUGGGACACUUGUAUAAAAAUUGUCUAUAUACAAGUGGCACUUGUUCCCAUAUUGCCACUGGUUCCUAUAUGUUCUGGGCAACCUGGAGGGUCAAGAUGGCUACCCAGUCUCGCUCUCACAGAGCUUAUACACCUGUACACCAUACCUAGAGCAUUUGGAAGGAAUAUACUGCUUGAAUCCCAUCCUUCCCUUAUACUUCAUCAGGGAUUCAUCCAUGCAUAUAUUCCUUCCAGGUGUAUAAGCCUCUGCAAACCUGGCAGCAGAGUGGGUAAUCAGGGGGUAGAUAAACAACCUCUGUGACAUGAUCACAAUCACUUUAUUUAGUGAUCUGUCACAAAAAAAUGCACAGACUGCAAAAUAAGUGCAGCAGUGCAAGAGCCACUGAUCUAUACAGUGAUCACUGACAUGAUAGGGGUUAAUAGCUCUGAAAAGAGCCUUUGGGUCUCACCAUUUUGCAAAUCCCUACCUAAAACUACCUAAAUCUCUCUACCUAAACACAGAUCUCUCUCUCACUAAAACACAAGUGAAGAGAAGGGAGAUCUACACUGAUCAGAGUCAAUAUUUACUAAUAUUUUCCUGAUCAGACAAAUGGGGAUCAUAUUAAUAAUAAAUAUUAUUAUAGGGGCAAGCUCUGAUUGGAUGACCCUAGCCUGCCUUCUUCUAUGAUGAGGCAGGCUAGGGACACCCCCAGAAGCCACAUGAUGCACUGCCUUUAGAAAGGCAGCGCCAUAUUGGAAGCCACAUGGCUCAGGCGGGGCUGCAGGGGUUCUGGGGGGGGGAGAUUAAUUCAUUUAUUUUUUUUAUUGAUUUUAUUUAAGUCUUCACUGAGUGCCUCGAUCUCUCCUGGGGAGCGAUAACUCAGCAGCCAGGCAGUCAGAAGAGGUAUUGCAGGAUGCCUCAACAUCGAGGCAUCGCGGCAAUACCCUUAGAGCAGCUGGAAGCAAUCACGAUCGCUCCCAUUGCUCCUAUUUGAAGCGGUCGUACUAGGUACGUCCGCAGUCCUUAAGGACCAUUUUUUGUCGGACCUACCUAGUACGUCCGCGGUCCUUAAGGGGGUUAAACUAAAAUGCACUUUGUAUAUAUUUCUUCUUUUGUGAUGGUAUAAAAUUUGGUUAAUAAGUGAAACUCAUGCGUUCUUUGUGUUCAUAAUUAUGAUUUGGUUCACAGAAACGGAAUUAAAAUUUAAGUAAUACAUCUGUUGGGAGAAAAGAAGGGACUCCUCCAUUUACCAACGUUAAAAAUUUGCUCAUGUUAAAAUAUAAUUUUUAGCUUAUACACACUAUCCAAGCACUUUAAAGACAGGAUAUUUAUCAAUUGUCUGUAUAAUUGUCUACGUACAUAUUUUUUUCCCAGUUAUAGUUUGGUCAGUCUGCUCAUUCCUGAAUGUUGUAUUCUAGACUACACACCACUGCAAAGCCAUAACAAUAGUUUGCUUUUACUCUAAAGUCAUAUUAGAAUGCAGAUGAAGAGUAAAUACUUUCUGUUUAUUUAGGAAAUGUUCAUAAGCAAGCUGUGUGAUCAGUGGCUUAUUAAUUAACAGUCUUUAAUAUUAAUCUAUGAGCUCUCAAGUCAAUCAGUUAUAGAAAGUGUCUGCAAAAGACAGACAGCCUACUCUCUUGGAUAUCUCUGGUGGUCUAUGUCUCUGUCAUACCCCUAAAUCCGAUGAUUGAUAUGAAAUAUAUGCAUUUUAUUUUCUGUUGUGUGUACUUUUUGAGAAAUACUGCUUUGCUUUCUCGUUCUUAUUCACUAAGUUGAAAACGCUAAGUGAAUUUCAAAUUUAAUGUCAAAAUCGCUAGACUGGAAAAUUAUCUAAGUCUGCUAUGCUUUCAUUUUGGCUAUGAAAUAUUUUACAUUUGAAAUUCACUUUGAAUUCUCAUAUUUGAACAUAAACCUUCAAUUUUCCACAAACUUACUACAGUACAAUCCUCGUAACUGAUCAAUGCUUUAAGCCCAAGACUCUUUACCCCACACUUUUAGUUCCAAACAUCUUUUGAGCGCAGUUUGAAAUUUUUAAACAACACGUUUAUUCUUGCCCUCCCCCUUUGUUCUUUUCUGUUUUUUUUCCACAAUUGUACAGAGCAGCAGAAUAUGUAGGCACUUAAUAAAUGCCAGGAAUAAUAAAAUUACCCAUGGCAAACCAAACACCAUUUAAAUAGGUCCCUACUUAUCGCGUUUAAUGCUAUUUUAAUUUGGCUUAGGCUUAUUUAAUUAUCUUACACUUCUUUACUGAAUGUCGCAUUUGAUUUAGUUAGACAAGAAUCCAAGAUAUAUAAUGUAUUUGUUUUCUAUCUUCUGAUUUUCCCAUCACCUGUCUUUCUGGCACCUCUAGAUGACACCGUUCAUUUUAAAGUGACAUUCUCAAACUAGAUACUUGUCUCUCAAAUACCAGCAGUGUUCUUUGAUUAUUUUCUUUCCCCCACAUCCUUUCCAGUGCUACAAUCCAUCUCUAGUGUGUCUCUCUCUCUUUCUAUGUGCCAUCAAACCGUUUUUAUCAACCCACCAUCUUACUUUAUACAUCCAACUCUGUUGUACUAGAUGCUACACAGUAUACUGUGGUAAUAAAACAGUAUUUCCAACUUUUUUCAAAAAAGAAAAAAAAUAGAGCCUAGUGUUCUCUUGAUGAUAAUUGUAAAAAAGCCAUUUCCUCUGUCUUUGCAGAGUUUGAUUCACUGUCUAGAUUGGGUAUCCCAGACCCUGUGAGUUAUGUCAGGAAGAGGUACAAGUCUGCCCACUUACUAUAUUUAAAGUCUGUGUGUGUUGGCCAGGGCAUUGUGGACCAAGUGGAGGCCUCUGUGGAGGAAGCAAUAAGCUCGGGAUCAUGGCUGGAUAUAUUGGUAUGUCUUAUCGUAAGCCACAAAUUCUAGGUUUUUCUGUGCAACAUUCUUUUUAUACUUUCUGUAUAUUAUUAUAUAAUGUUCUUUGUUUAGAUCAUGUUUUUGUAAAUAAAUUAAACAGUUGCUUAUUUCAAGGAUUGUCCAAUGUCCCAUCAAAUGAGGUAUUUUCUAAUUGCACCAAUAGAACCAUUUCAUUUCCCAUGGUGCACUUUAUUUCAUUUUGGGGCCUGGGGAGGUGUUUUUAGGUUCCCGUGAUCCUUUGUCAAAUGGUUAUGAGGUUUUCUUUUCUUUUUUUUUUUUUUAUACUUUAAUCCUGGUGGUGAGAUGACUUCACAGAUUUGAAACCAUGGGGAUUUUAGAAUUCCCAGGCACUAGUAUAUAUAGUAUUGGGGGGGGGGGGGUAAUUUUCCUCUGCUCAACUUAUAGGGUCUAAGGUGCUUUGGGACCCCCUAAUCCAGUAUAAAAACAUUUUGUGAUGAUUUUCACUCAGAAAUUUAAGUAUCCCCUUCAGGUGAUAUGUGACAUGCAGGAUUUGUAGAACAUUUUAUUUUAAAAGCAUAGUUUCAUUCUUGUCAGGUUUUGCUGAUUCAUUUUCCAACUUUGCUGUGUUUUACAUUUUAGCCCCUUCUGCCAAGUUGUUUGUCAGAUGAAGAUGCAGGAAUGUUACUCCAACAAGUGAUGAGAACAUUGAACAAGUCAUCGUCUGCUCGAGUCUUUGGAGAUACAAUUGUCAUUAGUGAAAAAUUUAUCACUGAAUGCUCAAAUGUCUUUAAUGGUCUCAUGCACCAUAAGGCUGAAAAGGUACAUGGCUCAUGUAUUUUACUGAUUACAUUUGAUUUGAAUGCUAACGUUGUUGCCAUUCAACACUCCUUACUGACAGAAUUAUUUGUCUACAACAUAACUUUCCUUUUCUAGGAAAUGAAAAACAGCCCUGUUUUCCUGGUUACUGAAGAAGACCUUAAGCAAGCAGCAGUGUUCGAAAAUGCAACUGUAAACAAAAAAGAUAAAAGGGAAGAAAGACGGAAAAGGGCAUCAGGUUAAUAUAAUUUUGCUUAUUUUUCUAAUGUUUUAAAGGGUCGCCACAAAACCAGUACAUGCUAAAACUAAAAUUGGCAUUCUCAAACAAGAUGCUUGUUUCUCAAAUACCUGCACUGCUCUUUUUCCCGUCCUUUUCAGUGUGCAGUUAAUAUCUAGAUUUUGUCUCUCUCGCUGCCAUCAAACCAUUAUUAAUCAGCCAUUUCAGUUACAUUUGUCAGAGAACAUCAGAGACAACCACUAGAGCAGGGCUAGUCAACCUUCAGCACUCCAGAUGUAUAUAUACUAUAAUGUCUUACAGCCAUAGUGCUGAUAAUGCAUCUGGGAUAUGUAGUCCACAACAUUUGUAGUAUCGAAAGUUGCCUUCCUUUGUACUGGAUGCACUUCCUUCUUAAGACCUUUGAUAAUUAUGAAAUGUUUCUGAUUGGUGGAAUGCUGUUUUGUCAUUCAUACACCAGUACUUCUCCAUGAGAAGCAUUAUAUUGGAACAGAAAUCAUCAUGGAAAGACCAGGCUGCCAAAUAAUAAUAAUAAUAAUAAUCUAAAAUAAAAAAUAUUAUAAUUUUUAUAAUGUAUUGGUUUUCCUUUAACUAUACCUAAUAUGAAUAUUCGGUUUACAAUCCCAUUAUAUUUUGUUGUUUAUGAGCUGGAUUUUAUGUAUUCAAGGUAUAAGUAAAAUAAACUUCGACAUUUUUAUUUUUUAUAUUGGAGACAAUCAAUGCUGGGAUCACUUUCACUCUUUGUGGAUCCUUGGAUACUGAGCAGAUCAACACGGUCAAAUGCUCAUGUACUAGAGAAUGACAGAGACACUGUAUAGAAAAUACCCUUUCCAUUAAUACACUAUGACAGGCAAAUAAUAGCAUUAUUUUUUAUUUAUUUAUCAGAAUUGAUCAGACUUCUUUGCUAACAAAAUAAAGGCAUAUAAAUAUGGCAUACUGGAGUGGCUGCCCAUCCCUCCCUAAAAUGAUGCGGCAGCAUUUAACUGUGCAACCAUGCAGUAUGUAUUCUGGAACUCUGCAAAUUUAAUUUGCUAAUCAGGCUGCUUGUGGCAAGGAGUUGGAGUUUAAAGGGGACUUCUGUAUAUAGUAUACUUUAAAAUGUAAUCUAGCUAAAGUUUAUCUUCUCGCUCACAUGUUCAUGGCUGAUAGGCACUCUUCAUGUUACCAUUCUUUUCUGAAUUACUGAAAUUUCUUAUUAUUUAUUGUUCUGACCUUCUCUAACAAUUCUUUAUUGCUUUUUACCAAUAAAGGGAAAAGGACACAAAUGUACAUGAACAUAUAAUAUUUACAGCUUACAGUGUUCUGCAGAGUUUCCAUGGACUUGUUACUGUAGAAACAUUUAGCAUUUGCAGCAGCUACUAUUGUCCAAAUAAGAUUUUACAAUCUAAGCUGGCUGAAUCAGGAAUGCUACAGAUUCUGUCAUGUUCCAUAUAACCACUAUCGAGAGCUGUUGGUUGAUAAUCUAUGUUUCUCUAUCAAGCUUAGUUACAAGCCCAUGAUCUGUUUAAAAAAAAUAAAUACAAAAAAUGAAUUUUUAAUUUGGCAGGACUUUCAGCACCUAUUUAUUUUUUCAUUGUGGAAAUCACAAAAACCUCUAAGCAAGAGUUGUUUGGUUCUGAUAAAUAUAUUAUCUGAUCCACACCUCAUUGUCAGCAUCCCAGAUACAGCCAUUGUGUGUUUUAAAUAAAGAUUGCUAAUGUUUUGGUUAGCAUAUCUACUUGAUAAAAGUGAGCCGGUCAUCCACAAAUUAAUUAAGCCUGUAUUUUAAGCCGAAAAAGGUCUACGAAAAUAGACUGUUUGUUUUGUAUUGUACUGUGUGUAUUGUAAAUGAAUUGUCCCAUGAAUUCAUCAGGCAAGACAAAAGCCAACUUGGUUUAAUAUGGGAAUUCAUGGGAAUUCAGAAAUAAUUCUAAGGGAGUUUCAAAUUUAAGGCCAAAAUCUUUCUCUGCACAGCAUAGAAUUAAGAAUACCUAUUGAAAUGUGGGUUAACACUCUCCUUAAAUUGUGUAUUUUUGAACUCUUUGUAAAGGAAGCAUCUGCAGCUAGUCAACCAAAUUGUAAGCACCUGAAGCUCUCAACAGGUUUCCAAAAUCUAGACUUGCAGGGUUAUUCGCUAGAAUGAGAAAUGCUGACAAUUUCAAAUGUAGGCCAAAACAAAUGAUUUAGAAUAAAUUCUCCUAGUUAAAUCUGGUUUCAGUUUGGCUAUUUUGGCCUUUGAAAGAUUUGAAAUUCACUUAGAAUUCUCUUUGGCCCUGUAGACCUUUGAUUUGUUUGCUGCACAUAUUCAGAGAUAUUUUGGAUAUUGAGGUAAUAAUAUUAUGGCAAAUACCCUAUAGAGAUAUCAAUUUCCUUAACACAUUCUGAUGAUACAGUUCUAAAGUAUUAGAUUUCAUUACCCUCCGCACCUUCUGUUCAAGUUUGUCCUGCUUGCUUUGUUGAAAUUUCUUCUUUAUUAGUCCAUUUAUUGUGCAGCUCAACAGAAUUUGUUGACGCUUCAUAAAUAUUAUUAAUAUAAUUGACAUGUACACUGAGCAGCUACAAUAUUAAAACCAUUAACAUGUGACUUGCAUUGAUUAUAUCAUUACCAUGGCACCUGUAAAGAGAUGGUAUAUAUUAGGCAGCAAGUGAACAGUCAGAUUGUUUGGUCUGAUGAAUCACAUUUUGUUUUAGAUCAGAUUGAUGGCCGGGUGCAUGUGCGUCAACUACCUGGGGAAGAGAUGAUGUCAGGAUGCACUAUGGGAGAUCGGUGGAUUCAGUGUUAUGCUUUAGCAAGGUUCUGCUGGGAAACCUUUGGUCUUGCAAUUCAUGUGGAUUUUACUUUGAAACAUCCCACCUACCUAGAGAUUGUUGUAGACUACGUACACUCCUUUAUUGCAUUUAUUGCAGGGUGCAUUAUCCUCUUUCAGCAGGAUAAUGCACUCUGACACACUGCAAACAUUGCUCAGGAAUGGCUUGAGGAACAUGAGAAAAAGAUCAAGCUGUUGCUUUGGCCUCCAAAUUCCCCAGACAGAACAACAAAUCCAAUCCAUGGAAGCACCACCUAGCAACUUACAGUAAUUAAAGGAUCUGCUGCUAAUGUCUUGGUGCCAGAAGCCACAGGACACCUUCAGAGCCCUUGUGGAGCCCAUAACUGAAUGCAUUAGAGCCGCUUUAGUAACACAAGCAACACAAAAGAGGACCUACAUGAUAUAUUAGGCAGGUGAAUUUAAUGUUGUGGCCGAUCAGUAUAUAUUGUUUUAUAAAAUGUGAACACAUUUUGAUGACUGGUUCAAACCUUUAAUGUUUGUAUAAUGUAAUUAUUUGUUUAGUAGUAAGUAGUGCUAAGACAAGGAAGAGAUGUGUGUAUCUAAAAUUCUGGUUAAUAUACAGUUAAUAUAACAUAGCUCUGCUUCUGAGUCCUCUCUUUCUUUAAAUACUUGCUAAUACAACUUUUUUCCACCAGAGGGCAGUGGAAGCACUCGAGGAGGCGGCGGUAGUAAUGCAAGAGAAAUAAAAAUAAAAAAAUCAAAGAAAAAGACAAGAAAGGACGAAGACAGUGAUGAUGAAUCACAGACAGUUAGCACAAGUAAUUUGAAUAGAUUUUUAAUUUUUUUUAAAUGUAAAAUUUGUCUUGGUCCUAUAUUAAAAAAAAGUUACUGUAAUACAAUGUAUUUGUUAUUUAAAUUAGAAAUAUACGUAUUUCAGGACUCCCCAUCUUGCUACAGAUUGGUGAUCUUUGCGCUCAUUUUAAAACCUGCCCGAGAAGAGACCUUAGUAGUCCGAGAAAUCCAAGUGCUUGCAUGUUUGAAAUAGGCUUCAGCAGUAAUAAUCAUUUCCCAAUAUAUAUAUAUAUAUAUAUAUAUAUAUAUAUAUAUAUAUAUAUAUAUAUAUAUAUAAUAAUUUUUUUUUUUUUUUUUUACUUGUGUUUUUGGGAGGUCCGAAAGAAAUUCACACAUCUAUGUUAGAACUGGAUUUUCUUUAUUUUGGCCUCUCAUGGAUCAUCGUCCUAACUGUUGCUUAUAUCUGCCACUGAAUAUAGUCAGCAGAAGAAGAGAAACUGAAACAACGUUUCUGUUCUCCUCAUUUACAUAGUGUGCCCUGCAUGUGCCUAGUCUGAGCUGGAUUGUGACAUCACUUGGAAAUCUUUAAUACAUAACGAAAAUAAAAUGAAAAAUCACAUGAAAAGAGCAAAUAUUGUAAUAGUGUGAUUUCCAGGCAAAUGACAAUUCCACAUUCAUAAUGAACUUGCCUCUAGGGCUCCCUUUGCUCACCAGAGCUGCAUAACUUAUUUACAAUGCAGGUAGGAUUUUACAUCACAGCAGAUCCUGCUGGUGCUGUGAAUCUUAUGUGACACCUAAUAGCAAGGAAUCCCUGAAGCCACAAGCCAAGAGAUCGCUUGCUUGCAGGCCAUGGGGUUGAAGAGAGGAAAUCUUUGUGAUCUCCCCUGAGCACUAGAGUGAUGUUCCAUUUCUGUGUUGCCAUAGAUUAAGCAAUCCCUUAACAAUAUAGCUGCAGUAUCUGUAGCACAUGUGAAAAUUGCAGGUUCAGUCCCUGGCAAACUAUAUUCAUCCAGUCAUCCUUCUGAAAUGAUUAAAGUUUCAGAUGGGUAAUAAUGUCAAUACCACAGCAAGUUACAUAACUGACAAAAGCCCCUGGUUAAGUAAUUUGAUAUUAUAAAGUAUAGAUCAAGUUGUAAUAUUUGAAAUAGACAUCAUUUGUUUUUGUAGAUAACAUUUCCUUCUUAGUUUAAGCAUUGAAUGUUUUGAGAAGAGUAUGCAAAAUUAAAUUGGUUCAAGUUCUGUCUCCCAGAACACUUUUUUUUUUGUUAAACUUCGCUGCUUCCUGGUGCACACUUAAAAUCAGAUGAUUUAUUUGAAAUAAUUAAACACAUUUUGCAUGUCUUACUCCAGAAAUAAUAAAACUGAUAUAUAGUGAGCACUCUGAGCCUGUACUGUUGGACAGUUUAAUGAGGUCGUAUUUUCAAUCGCGAUUUAAUUACGGUUUUUCCUCUACAUCAGAUAAACCAAAGGAACGCGAGAUCCCAUUUAUGUCUCUGGAUGAAAUUCAGAACGUUUUACGAAAACAUGCCUCUGACUGCCCAGAUGAGCUGAUCCUUGAGCUUUCUGAAAAUUUAAUAAGGUUAUAUCAUUUUAUCCUUGUGCAAGAUUUGAUUGCUCCUCUUUAGCUUUAUCGACAGCUUUCCAUUAACACUUUCAAUGCUGUCAAAUAACUUAGCCCAUUGCAACAAUGUUUCCAUGGAACUAAUGGACAAGUCCAUAAAACGCUCAUGAUUUACGUGUUACAAUAUAAUGAUGACCAUGGUAAAAUGCCAAGGUCUAUUAUAUUCUACAUUUCAUUGUCGAGAACUGUAAAAUGGAAGUUAACAAAAAAUUAGUGAUGGGAAACUGUAGGAUUUCUAAGUUUUAGUUCUGGGAAAUGGGAUUGCUGCCAAUUACUAGGAUGUUCAUCAACCUUGAUAGUUAUUUUGUUACUUGCCUUUCACAUAUAUUGAUUGAAUGUGUCAUAGUUAAAAUGAUUUUGCUAAACCAUGCAGUUAUGUGCUCAUUCAGUAAAGCAGUGGAAUUAAGUGAGCAUUAAAUACUCUUAGAACACGGGUGACUCAUGUGGUGGAUCGCCGCUGACCUUUAUUAAAGUCACCAAUGAUAGGGCUAUGUUUCAGUCUUACGUGAAGAUUUGGUGUGCAAUACUUGUCCAUAACCAGUAUGGCCGAUGUAUAGAAAUGAAGUAAAAUGUCAUUAUGUAUAUUACACUGGCAAAUUCUACAGCAUAGUACAAUCGCUAAAGAGUUUGUUUGACAGCUGUAUAAUGAUUUUGUUGUUAUUGUUACAUAGUUACAUAGCUGAAAAGAGACUUGCGUCCAUCAAGUUCAACCUUCCUCAGAUAUGUUUGUGCUGUUGAUCCAAAAGAAGGCAAAAAACCUAGUCUGAAGCGCUUCCAAUUUUGCAACAAACUAGGAACAAAUUCCUUCUUGACCCCAAAAUAGUAGUCGGAUGUCUCCUUGGAUCAAGCAGUUAUUACCCCACUAAUUAGAAAUUAUAUUCCUGUAUGUUAUGUUUUUGCAAGUAUUUAUCUAGUAAUAGACAAUGUGCAUUCAUAACCAAACAGGUUCUGUUUACAUUAUUACGGUGUAUAUAGUUAGUCUUGUAUGAAAUCCACUGUUAUCAUGCCUAAUUAAGGUUCUCUAAAUGUUUCUCGUUACUAUGGCAAUUUAUAUAUUCUCCUAUUAAACACGUGCUCCACACUAUACAUUCUAAAGUUGCACUAUUUUUUUCUGUUACUAGUCUUGAGAAUGUAUUGAUGAACUGAAACACAACCUUUCUAAUUAUGUGUGUUUCACUGCUUCAUUUCAUGAGAACAUCUGCUUUAAAAUUAAACAACGUCGUACUUCCAUUCUCAAACCUCUUAUUUCUGUUGUGUUUGGCACUUGAUAUUUUCCAUUAUUACCACUGGAAUUCAGUUUUUAUUUUUUUUUAAAUCUUAAAUGUACAAAUACACUAGAAGCGUGUUUUUAGAACAUCUUGUUUACUCAUUGCAGGCCUUUAACAAAAAGUUACCAAGAAGUUUUGAGAUCGGUUUUCUUGUCCUCUUCAACAUCAGCAUCAGGGACCACUAGAAAACAAACCAUGAAAGACUUCCAAGAAGAGCUUUCCAACCUCUACAAUAAUAUCAGGUUGUUUGAAAGGGGAAUCAAGCAUUUUUCAGGUAGGUAUAUAUAUAUUGGAAUUUAGGAAACAAUGCCCAGUCUUUACGAAUGAGAUUUAUAAUGAAUGCGGCGGCGAGGCUCAUCUUCCUGUCUGCCCGCACCUCCCACGCCUCCCCCCUUUGUCAGUCCCUACAAUGGCUUUCCGUAAGAUAUAGGACUCAAGAUUAAGAUCCUGAUACUUGCUUACAAAUCUCUACACAAUCCUGCUCCGACCUACUUAUCCUCACUAAUACACAAAUAUGUCCCAUCUAAGUACCUACGCUCUGCCGGAGACCUACAUCUAUCCUCGGUUCAUACUCCUGCCUCUGAUGCUCACCUUAAAGACUUCAAUGGGCCUAUGGAAUUCCCUUCCCCUCUCUGUUAGACUCUCAUUAGCCUCUGAUUCCGCUCCUGUAACUGUCAUCAAAACAAAGCACUAAGCCCUCAAUGAAAACUAUCCUAGCAACCUACUUUUCUACCCUACCCUUAUCUUUUGUGUCACUAUACCCCAAUCCCUCUAGAAUGUAAGCUCAUUGAGCAGGGCCCUCAAUCCCUCUGUUCCUGUGUGUCCAACUCGUCUGGUUACAAAUACUUGUCUGUUAGUCCACCCAUUGUAAAGCGCUACGGAACUUGUUGGUGCUUUAUAAAAAUAAAUAAUAAUAUAUAAUUGUAACUUGGCCUGAUAUUUGGGAUCUAUCUAGAAAUAUUAUUUAGACAUUUUAGUUGGUGAUUGUACCAAACGUAGUACUUGAUCAGUGGUUGCAGCAGUAAUUCCCAGCAGAGUCAACUUGUUGUUUUGUCCUUACAUCGAUUUAUCUUGUACAGUUGGGUUAUAUAACUAUAUGUUUCUUUACAAAUUAAAAGAAGACUCCAAAGAGCAUGCUGAUUCCCCUUGACAAGUGCUCUAUAAAAAUUAUUAUUUCUUCAGUAAUUUUCUUCAGAUGUACAUGGUUUCCCCUUUUACAUAACUUUUUAUGAUUUGUACAUGGUUUCCCCUUUUUCAUGGUAAAUUUUUCUUCUGUGUACACCACUAUUAGACGGUCCUAUUUUGUAGAUGACGUUUGCCUGUUUUGCAGAUGAAACACAAAGCAGUCUUGCUAAGCAUCUCCUGAAGACCAUAUGCACAGAUAUUACCAAUAUGAUUUUCAAUUUUCUUGCUGCUGAUUUCAUGAUGGCUGUAGAAGACUACUCUACCAUUACGAGUGAGGUCGGUAAACUAAAGGAAAUGUGGAACUGUAUGAUCCUUGUUGUCCAUUAAGUUACCCUUUUCAUUUAUUUAUUUUUUGUACAGAUUUUGUUUAAUCUAGAAACAAACGAAUCCCAAAAUAAAUUAGGUAGAGUAUGUUAAAACUGUCUCAGAUCGUAGGGAAAACACACAGUAGCUGUAAAUCAAUAAGAAUCAAUGAAAAUAAAAAAUCAUUGGGAAUAAUUUGUUUAAAAUGGCUCAGAUCGUAAAAGGAAAACACACAGUAGAUGUAAAUCAAUUAGAAUCAAUGGAAAUAAAAAUAAAAUACUGAUACAAAAUAGAUAAAAAUCUAAUUAGAAAAAAAUCCAUAGUCCAAAAGUUCAAAAAAUAAAUUAAUAAUCUGCAAAGUAAAAUCAAAACAUCAUACUGCUUUCUUUAUCCAAUAAUUUAUUCAGACACAUGAUUUAAAAAAAAAAAGUACAAAAUAAGUCAGUAGGCACAUCAGAUAUAAAACUUAGAUCUUCCCACUGUGACUGCCCUAAAUCUCUUGAGCCUUUCUUCCGUGCAUUGAUGAGCACCAGCCUUUUCUGCUUUGUUGUCCACUGUUGGAAUCAGAGGACCAGAAAUUUUGUCAGCAGGGGUUCCUGCACUGAAUGUAAGCUGCUUGCUUUUGCGUGUCACCGAAAAAAUAGACCACACCACUUAACGCGUUUCAUGGAACACUGUCACUUUAUCAGGGGUCACAUUAAAUGUAUUAGGCUGUAUAUGUAUAUAUCGUAUAUGUGUGUGUGUGUCUGUCUGUCUGUCUGUCUGUACCAUUUAAUUAUUUAUUUAUUUAUUUUUACUGAUUUUAUAGAAACAAAAGCAUCCUAAAAUGAAUUGGAAAGAAUAUGAUAAAAAUGGUUCAGAUCAAAUAAACACUGAUACAAAAUGUCAGCAUAUAGAUGGAUAUAUGUAUCGAUAGAUAGAGCUACAUAUAGAUAGAUAUAUACUUGCCUGGGAGAUAUAUAUAUAUAUAUCAGGGGGGAGGCUGCACUCACCUGAACAAGCAUAUAUGGGGUGCUACUGGUGGCCAAAUUAUACAAUACACAAGAUCAAGCGCACUCACUUAUUCACUAAACAGCAACUUCAAUGUUGACAAAUUUUUAGUUUUUUUUUUUUUUAUAAAUACACCUAAUGUAGGCAAAAAUAAUGGGGGUUUAGUUACAUUAUAUGAUCAUACAUUGCAUAAGCCUGCAACAAUGUCAAUGUACCCAAUCUUUGGCAGGUCCUACACUAACAGCCUAAUGUCUGCUCUUAUGAGAUUAACCCACUUGGGGAAAAAAAUCCAUCUGGGGCUCUCUGCAGUACAAGGCUAAAUUGGGUUCUGGGAUGAGGCACCUGUGACAGGAAGAGGUGCAAAACCAAGGAGUUGGCUAGACUCCCAAAUAAAAAAAAAAUAUAUAAAUAUAUAUAAAACAGGGGGGAUGCUGCACUCACUUGAACAUGCAUAAAUGGGGUGCUGGCCAAAUUAUACAAUACACAAGAUCCAGCGCACUCACCUAUCCACUAAACAGCAACUUCAAUGUUGACAGAUUUUAUUAGUUUUAUUUAAAAACACCUAAUCUAGGCAAAAAUAAUGGGGGUUUAGUUACAUUAUAUGAUCAUUCAUUGCAUAAGCCUGCCACAACGUCAAUGGACCCCAUGUUUGGCAGGUCCUAUUCUAACAGCCUAAUGUCUGCUCUUAUGAGAUUAACCCACUUCCUUGGGGAAAAAAAAUCCAUCUGGGGCUCUCUGCAGUACAAGGGUAAAUAGGGCCCUGGGAUGAGGCACCCGUGACAGGUAUAUAAAUAAAUAAAAUAUUUUAUAUGUUCUUUCCAUUUCAUUUUAGUAUGCUUUUGUUUCUAUAAAAGCAGUUUAAAAAAAAAAAAAUAGAUAUAUAUUAUACUAUAAUAUAAAAUCUCUAGCAGUCCUAUGCUACUAGUCAGACCUUAUUAGCUGCUACUCACCAGAGGUGAAUCUCUACUUACCAAUGUCUAGUGAUGAGUGGAAGUUUUUGGCCGUGUGUGAGAAUUUUUAUUAUUUGUCCUUAAAAUGAGUGUUCUCAUUGUAUGUUUGGUUAGUUUGUGGUUUAGAUUAAUGUAAUCCCACAUUUUGUUUAGUGUGUUUAGUUUUACAGAAGUCUGAAGUUAGUUUGAAAUAUUUUGCCUGACAUACUUUUUGAAUAUUAGAUUCAUUACUAAAACAUUAGUGCUAUGCGUGUGCUCUUUCUGUACGGUUGCUAUCAGUUUAUUCAGUAGUUACCCCCCGGCAAAAAUCUGACUCACUUUUGCUUUCCAGGUUAGAAAAAAAAUGUUGAACAAACUUCAAGAGGAGACUAAAGGCCCCUUAUCAAAACUUCAAGGUUCAUUAUCUGGAAAGGUAAGGAUGAAAACUGCAGGUUUGUUUUAGAACACAUAAUGAUUUAAUGCUGUUGCCAUUGUAGGCUGCAGUACAAAAUUAUGGGGCAAAUAAAUGAAUUUUCUAAAAUGUUAAGUCACUUAGUUGUAUUUAUUUUUCUUCCAUAUAUUUUUUUUUUUUUUAACUUUCACUUCAGUUUGAAAAAAAAGAGAAAACGUGCAUGACUUUUCAAGUCUAGUUGCGCCAACGCUUGAUAUGCUCAUGGAAAGUUUACAUCUCUAAUAUAUGUUCACUUGUACCAUCUUUAUUGGUCCAAGUGAGCCAAAGCUAAUUGGACAUUGCCCUUAGUGAUCUAUUAACCUAAUAUUCGUUCUCUGAGGGUCUCCUACAGGUUUCUUGGUUUAUUUAAUCUAACUUGUAAGCCGGUUAGGAGGGACACUAUUGGACAUAAUAUAGGUUAUAAGAGAAAUCCUUGAACCACUAUUAAAAUCCUGGAUGUAUCUGAAAUAACUAAACAGUAAAUCCAGUGUUUUGUCUUUUCUAUCCAGAUGUAUGCGCGUGUAUUAUUUGGUUUAAAUUUUUACCAAGCAAUGUAUUUUCCAUAUUUGUACAUACAGCAGAAUUGUUGCUGCAUUUUUAACACUUUUUUUUUCCCCCCUUUGUAUUGACAGGGUGUACCUGUAGGUAACUUUAUCUGUUUAUCAGGUUUUCCUACUAAGUUGUUAAACAAGCCGUGACACAAGUCUCUCUCUUCUUCUCUCAUAUAUAUUUUAAAUUGUUGUUUAGAUAAAUAAAUUAAGCAGACACUUUUAAAUAUUUAUAUACUGCUUAAGUCACAUCUUACAAGGAACACUGAUCAACAGAUAGCUUUACAUAAAGGUCAUCGCUGAUUAUGUUAAAAAAAAACAGGAACAAAAAAUAUUUUGAGAUGUACAGUAUGGGAAGUUAAUAAACAAUUUGAAAAUGUGUCUAAACCGUAAACUCUUUGCAGUUGAAUAUAUUUUAAUAUGGAUAUGAAUAAAAGUUUAUGAUGUGAAUAAAAAUACACACAGGGAUUCCUCGCAUCAUUUAAUUUUUCUGUCCUUAGCCAAUAUACUUUCCAGUUUGGGUUUGAUUCAAAAGUACGAAAAACACAUGUAUAAGUAAAAAACAGUAGUCUGUUUACCUCCUAACAUGUUGUCAGAAUUGAGGGCUAAUUUAGAAAAGCAUUCGGAAAACAGUCUUAUUUUUGUUCUCUAAUCUGUUUGUAUUUAUUAAAUUGUUCUAGAAAUGAUCCAAAACAUGUUAACUUCCCUCUACCUAAAGUCUGUCAUUUUUCAUAGACCUAUCCAUUUAGGCUAAAAAAAAAACAGAAUACUUUUCUGAUUGAAAAAAGUGAGAAAAAAAAAAAUUGAUAUCAACAAAAAGUAUAAAAACUAUUGAUAUCACCCUCACCCCCCAAAAAAUAAAUAUUGUGACAUGAGAAGUAGUACAUUUGUGGUCAAUACAGAAGGUGUUGAGUUUAUAAGUUAGGCUUUUCUAAUACUCACAAAUAAUCGAAAGAUUUGGUGUUACAAUGUGAUUAUAGAACAUGUUAAUGUUUACGAUAUACAGCUGGCUUUAGGAGAGGCUUUAGUCAGUAUAUAUGGGAGGUGCCAUAGACGUUUUUCUUUUUGCCAUCUAGCGUUGUAGCUGGUUCUAUUGUUUGUUUGAUCAUUUUGUAAAUGAAUAUUAUUGAUUUAUUAAAGAAAUCACACAUUAAUGAACUUUUUUUUUUUUUUUUUUACUAGAGUAUAGAAGAAUUUCUUUCAUUUCUGGACACAUCAGUAGAAGCGUGUGGCAUAUUAAUAAAAAAAGGCGAUAAGAAGAAAGAAAGGUAUCAUAUUUCUGUAUAGUUUUUGUAAAUGUUCCCAGAUAAUUUUAGUAAGACAGUUUCUAAAUGUUGGUUUGUCAGAUGGCAGCAGAAUAAUUUUUUAUUUUUAUUUUUUCCCCCAUAAAACAUAUACAGUAGUCUAGCAGGGUUAUUCUCUGAACUCCAAAUAUAGUAGAUUAAAAUCUCAGUUGGAAAAUUUAGAUAUCAUUACCUGAUUUGGAAAAAUCUUCUUCUACUCCAGUGUAUGUAGCUUAGCUUUUCUAAGCUAAAGUUUGCCAUUUGGAUUGCAAUUCACUACAAUCUGGAGUUUGGUAAAUAACCAUUUUAAAAAAUGAUUUGUUAAUUUUUUUGUUUUGAUUUGUACUAAAUCAGCUACAUUUACUAUUACAAUGUAUUUGUGUUGUAUGUGUUCUGCAUUAAAUAUGUAAUUCUCCAGAACAUACUUUAUAAAUGUCAGAAACAUUAAUGCAGGUAAAACAUUUUGUAAAUAAAUGAGUAAAACAGUAAAUUAUUUUAUUUUUACAGGCAAGUUUUGUUCCAGCACAGGCAGGCUCUGUUAGAACAAGUGAAGGUGACAGAAGAUCCAGCUCUAGUCCUACAUCUCACAUCCGUUCUGCUGUUCCAGCUGACUACACACUGCAUGCUUCAUGCCCCAGGGAGAUGUGUCCCACAGAUUAUUGCUUUCCUGCACACAAAAAUCCCACAGGUAUUCUGCUUAAAAAAAAAUAAUUGCUUGGAUAAUUGUGCUAUAUUCAGAUUAUGAGAGUGUAAAUAAUGCCUCUGCUUGUGGAUUACCAAAUGUAAUCUAGUACAUACAGGAGAAGAGCUUUAGAUUUUAAAUCUGGAUACUGUUUGCACUGUUUAUCAGGAGCAUUUGAAUGGACGCGAAUGCCCACAUAUUACUAGACAAUUGAUAUCUACUUGUUAUAAUUCCAGACUUUCUGUACUAGGGAUCAACCGAUUAUCGGUUUGGCCGAUAUUCCAGAGUUUGGGAAAUAUUGGUAUCGGCCACUAUUGAUACCGAUAUUGCCGAUAAUGUGAGAGGUGGCGGUGGUCCAGCACACUCAGGGCCGGCGCGUCCAUAAGGCAGCACAGACGGCCGUCUUAGGGUGCUCUGGCUCUGGAGGCACAAGGAUCGAGUGACAGGCAGGAAGGAAGCGCAGAGCAGACCACAGGACUAGAGCUUCCGUUUCCUGUACCCGGCCAGUGAGCACUUCCUGUCAGUCCGGCUGGGUACAGGAAACUGAAGAUCCUGUAUUGCAGUCUGCUGUGCUCAGCCACGCUACAAGAGAGGUAAUGAGGCACACCAGGGAGGUGAGAGGUCCACUAAGGGAGGGUGGGGGAGAGACACUUAAGGACAGGGAGGGAGAAAAAUAUUGAGGGGGGAGAGAGGACCACUAAAGGACAGGGAAGGGAGGGUAGGCGAGGAUAAAGGAAUACUAAUGGACAGGGAGGGGAGAAAUACACUAAGGGACAGGGAAGGGAGAGGAACACUAAAUAUUCUUGAAAACCUAAAGUCUGACUGGCAUGUAUAUUUUGUGUAUUCACCACUUAAUAAAAACAAGAUUUGUUAUAAAUAUUAAAUAAACAUGUUCAGUAAACAGUAGAUUUGUGUAGAAAUUGUUUCUUUUUCCAAACGGAAAAUUUACAGAAUAUUGGUCAGUUAUCGGCCUAAAAGUUCACAGAUUAUCGGUAUUUGUAUCGGUUCUAAAAAAUGAAUAUCUGUUGAUCCCUAAUCUAUACUCUGGCAGUCCUAGUUGCCAGUGUACAAAUCUCAUAUAGUUACUUGAGCAACAAAGUCCUCCCUUAACCCCCAGCCAAGCUUGCGAUGGUGGUGGCUGAUCAUCCAUUAAUUUUUUACUGGAAUGGGCUUUUACGUAAAUAAAAAUAAGGCAGGAUUUCCGUCUAUGCUUUUCCUUCAUUUCCCCUGCAGUGGCAAUGAGUCCACCUUUGUUUUCACACGUGUACAUCAGUUCUAUUGAAACUGGCAACUGAAACUAGGAACUGGAAAAAGUAGGGCACAAUGUUCACACUUAAAGCAUUCCAACAAACUGAAGUGCUUUAGGGGUCUUGAGUGUACCUUUAAAAGUAAAAUAACUUUAACUGAGCCACUUAAUUUUGUUCAUACGUUUCUCCUCUGUACUUUAUUUAUUUAUUUAUUUCCUCUUUUCCUCAGGAUCAGCACGAGUUGUUGGCUAACUACCAGGGCCUUGUGGUAAAACAGCUAAUCGGACAGACAAAACAUAAUGACAAUGAGGAUCACGACACAUUGGGAGAUACAGCAACAGAGACCGAAAAAGGACCAGAAAGUAUUAGAAAAGAGCUUCAGGAGCUAACAACUGCCAUCAAAGAUUUAGUCCUUCGACCAAGAAAAAUCUCUAAUACAGAAGAAUAAUCAUCUGAUAUUGUAUAGCUAUGGACUUUAAUAAUUUGUUUAAUUUCUGCUUAAAUUAAAAAGACCAACCAAUUCAAUGCAUUUAUUAAAUCAAGCUAUUGUUAAACAGCCUAUUUCUAUCAAUGUUUUUGCUGGAAUUACAUAAUUAAAUAUGUAAUAAAGUUGUUGGAAAUGGUAGGCUGGGCUUCAGUUUAACACACAGUGAUAACUGUUAAAACACCAAAGGCUAACUGGCAAGUUCUACCUAUAAAAAAACAGCACAAUUGUGCUUUAGUUGUGUAGCGCAGCAUAUAAUCAUUGUAACAUGCAAUCUUCAAUAAACCGAGUCCAUGGCGGGCUACAUUUUUACAUGUGUGUCAUUUCAUAUUUUACAUGAACACAAUAAAAGUGGUCAAGGUACUAAAAUUGAU
Messenger RNA from Pelobates cultripes (western spadefoot toad), 51642 nucleotides. Lineage: Eukaryota; Metazoa; Chordata; Amphibia; Anura; Pelobatidae. The record is from the annotation of a GenBank genome assembly.